Molecule: messenger RNA, 66506 nt
Organism: Podarcis lilfordi (Lilford's wall lizard)
Lineage: Eukaryota; Metazoa; Chordata; Lepidosauria; Squamata; Lacertidae
Source: the annotation of a GenBank genome assembly
AUGGGCUCGGACUGGAGCAGCCCCGAGGAGCGGGAGCCCCUAUUGCAGCCUCCGCCGGCGCCCGCGGCGCUGCCCCAGCACUACCCUGCGCAUGGCCAGCCCCGGAGGACGGCAGCGGCCUCGCGGGCGGCGGCUCCCCGCAGCCCAGGGCUGGUCCCCGCGGCGCCUCUGCGCCCGCCGCCGCCUCCGCUGCCCGGCCGCGUGUACGGGCGGCGCUGGCUGGUGCUGCUGCUCUUCUCGCUGCUGGGCUUCGCGCAGGGCCUGGUGUGGAACACCUGGGGCCCCAUCCAGAACUCGGCCCGCCAGGCCUUCCCCUUCUCCAAGCUGGACAUCGCCCUGCUCGUCUUCUGGGGGCCCAUCGGCUUCGUGCCCUGCUUCUUCUUCAUGUGGCUCAUGGACAAGAAGGGUAAGGGAAAGAGGAGGGCGGGCUGGCAGGCUGCCUGGAGCGGGGCCUGCUGCUUCUAGUGCUCCCACCCCACCUAAAUAUCUGGGGCAAAUACCCAAAGGGAUGGGCAGGGGGGCAGCGGUACAACAACCCUCCUAGGUAUAAACAACUGAGUCUUAAAAGGGGAACAAUUUGUGGCACAGGCUUUCAUGGAUUAGAGUCCGCUUUAGUUAGAGACGGGGGUAGUACCUAGAAGAAGGGCUGAAGUUCACAUUUUUGACCACGUCCCAUGCUGUUAUUUACUUAAUUUAUUGAGUUUCUCUAUCUUUCCUCACCAAAGAGCCCAUACAGUGGUACCUCUGGUUACAUACGCUUCAGGUUACAGACUCCGCUAACCCAGAAAUAUUACCUUGGGUUAAGAACUUUGCUUCAGGAUGAGAACAGAAAUCGUGCUCCGGCGGCGCGGCAGCAGCGGGAGGCCCCAUUAGCUAAAGUGAUGCUUCAGGUUAAGAACAGUUUCAGGUUAAGAACGGACCGCCGGAACGAAUUAAGUACUUAACCCGAGGUACCACUGUAUUUCCCAUGAGAUAAGUUUCUAGAGGGAAGCGAUGUGUCUCCAGCUGCUCACUUUACUGAAUAUCUGCUUCUUAAAAUACUGUACAGACCUGCUUCCCCAUCUAAUGUAUUACUUAUUUAGCGGGUGUGCUGAUAUUCUAUGUUCAAGGUGGCUAGCAACAUGGAAAAGCCCCCAUAUAAUUUCAAUGAAGCAAAAGCAGUCAUAAUAAAUAAAACAUAAAAAAUACGCAACCAAAUCGAAUAAUUUCCAUGGAAAUCGUAAGAGCUAAAAUAAACAAACAAAAAAAUAACAUCACAGCAACAAUCUAACCCCCACCCCCAAAAAACAAUACCCUGGCCCCUGUGUCUGUUCAGCAGCCUCAGUUUUGCAGCCUCAGCUUUUGUAGCUGGAGUCAGUCAGGCCUACACCCUUCCAGCUCAGGUAGAAAAGGGCCUGCAGGGCAGGCAGCAGGUCUUCUAGGACUCACAGCAAAGUUAAGAAUUCCUUCUGAGCUUUCACGGGCCUUUUGUUGUGCUUACAGUAGCUCUUUGGAUCUGUGGUCAUUACUGCUUAAUAAUAAUAUUUUAAUGCUGUGUCAGAGUAGAUCACAUUGGUUGAAACCAGAUUCUGUGAGCUACUCUGCUGGUUCAGUGACUUAAAGGCGUAGACUAGAGUGGUGUUUGUAUGUGCAUUUGCAAGUGUGUUUGUACGGACCACAUUUUUUGUACAAAAGAAAAGGUGAGUAAUGGUGAGUAACAGAAAACUUGGCAGGUUAACCUGCCUGUUUAUGUAGCGCAGGAUUUUACAUUGCACCACAGAGUUACAAUGGAUGGGGUUGGGAUAUUUAUGAGAUAUGGGAAGUGGAUGAAUCAGUGGGAUGCAGAAGGUGUCCUGACUCUUCUCACUCAAAGCUGAUGGCCUCACAGUCAGCCCUCUUUCACUCUCCCCAAUUCAGGACAGAAUACUCCAACCUCAAAACCUGACUUUCCAAGCACCACUGUUUGUUACUCAUGUUCAUUGUCAUCCACAUUUUUGAUAGCUCAGGUGUUUGGCGCUUACGUGGGGGAAAGAACAAGGCCACACCAUCUCCCUGCAUUACAUCGCUGUCUCCUGGUACCGCUCCCCUCCAUGUUGUAUUGAGUGGUAUAUAGGCCAACAUGUUGUUGUUGUUGUUUAGUCGUUUAGUCGUGUCCGACUCUUCGUGACCCCAUGGACCAGAGCACGCCAGGCACUUCUGUCCUCCACUGCCUCCCGCAGUUUGAUCAAACUCAUGCUGGUAGCUUCAAGAACACCAUCCAACCAUCUCAUUCUCCGUCGUCCCCUUCUCCUUGUGCCCUCCAUCUUUCCCAACAUCAGGGUCUUUUCCAGGGAGUCUUCUCUUCUCAUGAGGUGGCCAAAGUAUUGGAGCCUCAGCUUCAGGAUCUGUCCUUCCAGUGAGCACUCAGGGCUGAUUUCCUUCAGAAUGGAGAGGUUUGAUCUUCUUGCAGUCCAUGGGACUCUCAAGAGUCUCCUCCAGCACCAUAAUUCAAAAGCAUCAAUUCUUCGGCGAUCAGCCUUCUUUAUGGUCCAGCUCUCACUUCCAUACAUCACUACUGGGAAAACCAUGGCUUUUACUAUACGGACCUUUGUUGGCAAGGUGAUGUGUCUGCUUUUUAAGAUGUUGUCUAGGUUUGCCAUCGCCUUUCUCCCAAGGAGCAGGCGUCUUUUAAUUUCGUGACUGCUGUCACCAUCUGCAGUGAUCAUGGAGCCCAAGAAAGUAAAAUCUCUCACUGCCUCCAUUUCUUCCCCUUCUAUUUGCCAGGAGGUGAUGGGCCCAGUGGCCAUGAUCUUUGUUUUUGAUGUUGAGCUUCAGACCAUAUUUUGCGCUCUCCUCUUUCACCCUCAUUAAAAGGUUCUUUAAUUCCUCUUCACUUUCUGCCAUCAAGGUUGUGUCAUCUGCAUAUCUGAGGUUGUUGAUAUUUCUUCCGGCAAUCUUAAUUCCGGCUUAGGAUUCAUCCAGCCCAGCCUUUCGCAUGAUGAAUUCUGCAUAUAAGUUAAAUAAGCAGGGAGACAAUAUACAGCCUUGCCGUACUCCUUUCCCAAUUUUGAACCAAUCAGUUGUUCCAUAUCCAGUUCUAACUGUAGCUUCUUGUCCCACAUAGAGAUUUCUCAGGAGACAGAUGAGGUGAUCAGGCACUCCCAUUUCUUUAAGAACUUGCCAAAGUUUGCUGUGGUCGACACAGUCAAAGGCUUUUGCAUAGUCAAUGAAGCAAAAGUAGAUGUCUUUCUGGAACUCUCUAGCUUUCUCCAUAAUCCAGCGCAUGUUUGCAAUUUGGUCUCUGGUUCCUCUGCCUCUUCUAAAUCCAGCUUGCCAACAUACACAGGCCAAUUAUGCAAUCUAGAACCCUGAUCGUGCAGUGUUCUAAGUCACAUGGUAAAACCUCAGGUGUAGAACAGGCUUCCCACUUUAGACUUUCAAGGUGUCUCUCUCUGUGUAAGGAGGAAUAGAUUUGAGGGUUUUUUCCAGUGGGACUAAAGGAAGAGCGUUACAUACAGAGCUGAUUUGGGGGCCCAAAGCUCACAGCAUUUUUGGGGAUGCUGACUGUCUUUAGAAAUCUAAUAUGGAAGCAUGGAUGAGGUUUCUUGGAGUGUUUAAAUUGAACCACCUACCUGUAUAUUUGUAAAUAAAACUCGUUUAUUAUAGCAAUAUAGUAUUCUGCAACCUUUGUCCAAGGGAAGCAUACCUUGGUUGAGUGCUGCUCUUUUGGAAUAUCUUGCUGCCUGUAGUCGUGGAAGGAGCACAAUCAUGCUAUGCUCAGGUGUCUUCAUUCUGGGUCCAGUGUUCAAAAUUUGCCAGGUGCAUUUUACAACUGGCACGUGGCCAACUGUGGCCAUGUGGAGAUCUCUGGAUGCCAAGUUGGCUACUGGCAUUUGCAUUUGGCUGUCCCCUCCAGUUUUCUUAAGCAGGUGAGCAAAAUAUCUUAUAUAUUGCAUAUAUACCCCACAUUUUUCUCCAAGGAUUACAGGUGUCUCCCCACUUGCGCACAAUCAGCACAUGCGCUUCCACUGACAUACUUGCCAUUUUUGGCACUGAAAGGGUCAGGGGAAUUCCCAUUCACGUGCCACCUAGUGACAUGUGCAGCAGCUGGGAACAGAACCCCUGCGUAAGUGGGGAUUCCCUUGUACAUGGUUCACCCCUAUUCCUCAGUUAAUCCCGACAAUAAACCAGUGAGGUAGAGGCUGUGACUGGCCCAAGGUCACCCAGUGAGCUUCAUGAUCUACCAGGUCCUGGUCUGACACUCUUAACCAGUACAGUGGUAUCUCAGGUUACAUACGCUUCAGGUUACAUAUGCUUCAGGUUACAGACUCCACUAACCCAGAAAUAGUACCUCGGGUUAAGAACUUUGCUUCAGGAUGAGAACAGAAAUUGUGCUCCAGUGGUGCAGCGGCAGCAGGAGGCCCCAUUAGCUAAAGUGGUGCUUCAGGUUAAGAAUGGACCUCUGGAACGAAUUUAGUACUUAACCCAAGGUACCAUUGUACACCACACUGGCUUCCUAGAGUACUUCUGCUAUGGGGCAGCUCUAUAAAUUGUUGGUAAAUAAAUUUGGGAAAACAGAAUGUCACUUAGAGAAGAAUCUGAAAUAGUUCCCUUGAAGCUUGAUUUUGUUUUAUUCUGGAUUGCUUCAAUUGAUGUUUUAAUGUGGUGUUAACUGUUUUAAGAUCUUUUCUUUAAAAUAUAAAGCUGUAUAGAAAUGAAAUGUAUACCAAUAACGAUAAUAAUAAAUUUCAGUGCAAAAGACACCACAGCAACGUGCCUAGACAUUCUGUUGUAGUGACCAUAACCUUGGUUUAAGGUGCCAUUUGGUGACUAGCUUAUAUAUCUGAGUUUCUAACUCUGGCUGAGCCUCUAGUUCUGCCUUUUGCAUCAGAAAUGCCCAUUGUUAUGGAGAGUUUGAAUAUAUUCUGUUGUAAAUGAAUGCUGAAAAUAUUCCUACUACAACUUGGGAAGAAAAUCAGUUGUCCCCAGAAUGCUUCAUCAAUAUGGCCGCAGUUAUUUGACCUUUGGAGCAGGUAAUUUAAUCUGCUGGAACAGAAACUCAUGACUACAUCCAUUUUUUUGUGUGUCCUCUUUCCCUAGAAGGUUUUGUGUACCUUCUCAACUUUCUUUAGUUUCCCCUUAAUGUUCUCCCUAAUCACAAUUCAGAAAAAAAAUCUGCUGUUUAAAGGGAACAAAAGUGAACCAUCUAGCACAAAAUUGAUGUCUAUAUGUCUAGUAUAUUGUCUGGCAUUCAUUGUAGUUUUCAUAAAGAAGAAGAUUCACAAGCAGACAGCUCUAUGAAUAAGUAUAUGUAAAUGUAUUUUUUAAAGAAACUUGGAUUAAGAACAUAAAAGUGGUGUUGCUGGAACAAGUCUAACAUGUCUCCUGACAGUAGCCAGUCACAUACUGUUGGAGUGCUUGCAGACAGGACACUAUGCUACAGCCAUAUCGUGCUGUUUACCCCUAGUGAUCAGAGUUAAAUUGCCUAUAAGCAUUGGGACUUCAUUUCUUUUUUUUAUGUCAGCUGAAUUUGUCUAAUCCUCUAUUUUAAAAGGCUUUCAAAGCUUAUAACCAUCACAAGGAAUAGCAAAUUCUAUAUCAAUUAUGGGGUGAAGAAGAAAUUCGUUUUGCCUGCCCUGAAUUUAUCUACUGUCCAUUUCACUGCAUGACCUCAUCACUGAAAGGUUCUCAUAGUUAUCACUAUACAUUAAAGAUCCUUUAAGUCUUUCAGGAGUCCUAAAUCUUUCAGCAUACAAGCAUCUCUCUUUCUGGUGGUUGACAAAAGUUGGCCAGACCAGUUAUGUGAACCCAAAACAUUCAACAGAUUUGUCAUUGUGCUUUAGUGUUCAAGUAGUUUCAGAAACAGUCAGUUGUGCAUUGAUAGAUAAAUGUGAGCACAUGGAAGUUAAACUUGCACUGAUAGUGUUCAGAUAUUAGUUCACAUUGUAUUGCUAUACAUUGUAAUAAGGGAGUAUGAGGAAUUUAGGGGAGGAGUAGGAGCUUAGAGCCCAGAAAUAACGCAACUAAAGUUGAGAAAAUUAGAAAGUGGUUCAGUCUAUGACAGUAAAAUGCAACUUAUAAAUAUUUAUCAAUAUACACUCGGAUAAACUUAGUAGUAAUGGCCUACAGCUGCUCUUCAAGAAGGCAGCAGCAAAAAAAACACACAAACAACAACAACAACCCUGGAAGGGGUUUAAUAGGUUAGAUCUAAAAUAUGUCAAUAAAAUUAAGGAAGUUUGUGCCCUGUCAUGCCUAGCAUAAGAAAAAACAUGAACUUUGUUAUGAAAAGGAUGAAUAAAAUGCUAGCAGUUAUGCUGAAAGUGCAAGGGUAGCAAAAAUACUUUUUUUGAUUACUGUUAAUUAAUCUUUAUAACAUUUGAAUGUCUUGUCAUUCCAUAUCCCGAAGGCUUUGAAUGAAUCGCAGCAUUUUAAAAUUAAAUGUUAAAUAAAUAAAGUUAAAUAACUCUACACGGACGUGGAAAUGUUAUGUAAUGGAUUACAUCAAAUUUUGUGGAAGACAUUAAUUUACUUAAUUUAGCAAAUCUUGAAGGAAAUGAGAUUGAGGGUUUCUUAUGAAGUAAUUAACGAAGCAGUUAAAUGCUAAGUAUUAGUGUCUCUUCUGUGCUGAAGGUAGCUUGACAUCUUGGUUUUGCAAUUUUAUGUUGCAUUUACAGGCUGUGGCAUUAAAAAUACUUUUGUUUUUAUGUUACUGUGGGGAGAUACUCAAAUAGCUCCAUGCUGAUUGAGAGAGCACAUUUUUGCAGAUACAGGGUGCAGUCUACCUUUAAUGAACACAGAGAACAAUUAAAACUUCUAAAAACAGAUUUAGACCGGGAAAUAUCUCAAAAUGCUUCUGAAAGGGUUAGGCCUUCAUUUGGCACUGAAAAGACCACAGAGAUGGCACCUAGCUAGUACUUAAUGAGAGGGAAUUCUAAAGGGUACGAGCCACUAACGGCCCAAUUCCUAUAUAGUUUGGAACAGACCUUUUCUGCAGAGUACAGUGAUUGAUUGGAUAUACGAGGUGUGGGAUAAUCCUUUAGGUCAGUGUUUCCCAAACUUGGGUCUCCAGCUGUUAUUGGACUACAAUUCCCAUAAUCCCUGAGUGCUGGUUCUGCUAGCUAGGGAUGAUGGGAGUUAUCAAAAAACAGCUGGAGACCCAUAUUUGGGAAACACUUCUCCAGGUCUUGAGUAUUUGGUAAGCUGAGAAUAUUCAAUUUAGGUACAAUCGAUUAGCUCUAGGGCAAUCAUACUAAUAAGGAAAUUCAAGGGAUUUUAUUUUGCACAGGAGUAUUAAACACAUUUUAAAAUCAAUCUUUGAGGGGAAAUGCAGUACCAUGAAGCCCAACAUACAAAUUAUCUAUUGAUGACAAGAAUAGAAACUAAUUGGAAGAAGGAUAAAUUGAGAUAUCUCCAAUUCCCAUCCUUUAGGAUUUAAUAAUGGUACCUGUGAUGGGAUUAUGAGCUGCUUGUGCGUAAAAUCGUAUUCCCUCAGAGUUUGUUCAAGUCCACAAACCUCUGUCUGUGACUGAGCCCCUCUGACAUGGCUCCUCUUAGUCACUAGAAGAUUCCGACAGUGGUUGCUUUCGUAAUCGCUUCCAACAUAAAAGCUCCUUAACGGAAACACGUCUUCUGGACUCUCUGCGUGACAGUUUCCGGCGAGGAGUGGGUGUCGCUACAGGAGGUCCGGAAACCUCACCACUGUUUUCGCUGGAAGUAUCUCUGAGCCAUCCCCCCAGCUCCCUUUCCCUCAGUUCAGCUUCUCUCCCCCUGCUGGUUUCCUCUUCAGCUGCUAAGUCUCUUCCAACCUGUCUGAGCCCUUUCACCUCCCUCAGUUCAGCUUCUCUCCCCUGCUGGUUUCCUCUUCAGCUGCUAAGUCUCUUCCAACCUGUCUGAGUCCUUUCACCUCCCUUCCUACCGAUGGCAGUUCCCUGACAUCCACCUCCCCUCCAGGGCCCCCUUCACCCCCUCUCGCCCCCUCCUCUACGGGCGGUGAGGAGGCAAAACCCGGAAUGAACUUCCUUCAUCUUCCGAUGUCUCGAACACUUCUCUCCACCUGUUGCGGUUCCUGGUCUCGAAGCACUCCUCCUCCUCCGAGUCCAUCUCCCCUUCCCCUUCCGAUUCUGGGAAUCCUUCCAACUCCUCCUCCUCCUCAGUGGUCCCAAAGUAUUCCCUCCGGAACCUCUCCACAGGCUGAGGUUUCCGCGGGAACCUUUGAUGGAACAUUUCUAUCAAUACCUCGUCAUUGAUAUCUUUGGCCAUUACCCACGUGUUUUCUGACUCCGGUUCUCCUUCCCACGCUACCAAAUACUCCACCUGAUUCCCCUUCCACCUGGCAUCAAGGAUUUCUGCCACAUGACUGCUGCAUUCUCUUUCUUCUAUGACCGGUCCCCAGUGGCCAUCCCUUCUCGUCCCCCCUCGUACGGUGACAGUAACGACCUGUGAAAUACUGGGUGCAGUUUCAUGUGGUUGGGUAACCGGAGCCUGAAAGCCACUGGGUUGACCUGUUGAAUGACCUCAAAGGGACCCAACCUCCUGGGUCUUAAUUUCUUACAACCUCCUUUGAGCGGCAGCCCUCGGGUUGACAGCCACACCCUCUCUCCAACCCUUAUGGUUUCACCUUCCCUUCGGUUCUUGUCUGCCUGCCUCUUGUAUUCUUCCUUCGCCCUUUCUAAGUUGAGUUGGAGCUGACGGUGGAUUGCUUCCAUUUCUUCUACAAAAUGCUCGGCUGCCGGUGCGCUCCAUCUCUCCCCUUCUCCCCCUGGGAAAGCCCUGGGAUGACACCCAUAAUUAGCCAAGAAGGGGCUCAUCCCUGUGGACACAUUCUCGGCAUUGUUGUAGGCAAAUUCCGCCAGCGCCAACUUUUCUACCCAGUCAUUCUCUCUGUCAUUGACAUAACACCUCAGGUAUUGCUGGAGGACACCGUUUGCUCUUUCCGCCUGCCCGUUGGUUUCAGGGUGCCGGGCAGUCGAAAAGUUGACCUCCACCUGCAGUAAGCUCAUGAGCUUCCUCCAGAACCUGGAAGUAAAUUGUUUUCCUCGGUCUGAGACCACCCUCAAUGGCACCCCGUGCAACCUAAAAAUGUGUUCUACAAAUAACUUUGCUGUCUCUUCCGCCGUGACUGCAUGCGAGCAAGCUACAAAGUGGCACAUCUUUGUUAGUAGGUCUACCACCACCAUGAUGGCUGUUUUCCCUUUGGACUUCGGCAGAUCAGUCAUAAAAUCUAUCGACACUGCCUCCCAAGGUCGUUCUGGUGUUGGUAAGGGUUCUAAUAGGCCCGCCGGCGCCCGCCUUUCCCCUUUGGCUCGCUGGCACUGCUCGCACCCUCUUACAUACUCACGUACAUCCUCCCUCACCUUAGGCCACCAAAAUUCCCUGGUGACCAACCACAUGGUUUUGUGUUGCCCAAAAUGCCCCGCCGUGGGGCUGUCAUGCAACUGCUUGAGUACCCUCCCCCUUAAGUCUCCUUCAGGGAUAUACAGUGCCCCUUUGUAAUACAAAGCUCCAUUUCUUUCCUCGAAACCCCUUGAUUCCUCUCCCUCAUCCCUAAGACCUCUAAGCUUAUUCUGGGCGUAUUCAUCAUUCUCUGUUUCUUCUACCAGUUCUCUUUGUCCCACCAAUGCCGCCCACACACCCAGCGGUCCUCUGGAAUGACAUGUCUCUCUUCGGGUGCUCCCUCCCCUCCAAAUAUUCAGGUUUGCGUGAGAGAGCGUCCGCCCUAAUAUUCUCUGGGCCUGGCACGUAACAAAUCUCAAAGUUAAAUUUGGAGAAUUCCUGAGCCCAUCUCACUUGCCGUUGGUUGAGCACUCGUGCCGUCCUCCAAUACUCUAGGUUCUUGUGGUCAGUGCACACUUGCACCUUAUGUUGUGCGCCAAUUAGCAGGUGCCUCCAUCUCCGGAACGCCUCAUGAAUGGCUAGUAGUUCUCGGUCAUACACCGUGUAGUUCCUCUCGGAUUUGUUCAGCUUUCGCGAAAAAAAGCACACGGUCUCCACUCUGACUCCUCCUUCCCUGGCUGGAGAAGCACCGCCCCAACCGCUCUGUCUGAUGCAUCAGUUUCCACUCUCAUCGGUUUUGUAAAUCCACAUGCAGGAGCUGUUGUUCCGAGGCGAAGGCCCUUUUAGUUCCUCAAAUGCUUGCUCCGCCUCCUCCGUCCAAACGAACUUCUUCUUACUGCUGAGACAGUCCGUAAUGGGCGCCGUCAGGUGGGCAAAGUUUGGGAUGAACUUACGAUAGAAGUUCCCAAACCCUAAAAACCUCUGCACAUCCUUCCUUGUUUUGGGUGUUUUCCAUUCCAGUACCGCCUGGACCUUGCCGGGAUCCAUGGCCAACCCCUUGUCAGACAGGCGAUACCCCAGGAAUUCCACCUCCUUGGUAUGAAACUGACACUUCUCCAGUUUCACCCACAGCUGGUUGGCUUGCAGCCUGCUCAACACUUCUCUGACGUCUCUCACAUGCUGCUCCUCAUUCUCAGAAUACACCAACACGUCGUCUAAGAAGGCCACACAAUUCUUGUAAAGCAACGGCCCCAGGACGUGGUUCAUAAACGAUUGAAAUGUUGCGGAGCCUGCUUGUAGACCGAAGGGCAUAACUAAGUAUUCAAAUGCCCCUAAAGGGGUGAACAUGGUGGUUUUCCAUUCAUCCCCCUUCCUUAUUCGUAUCAGGUUGUACGCCCCCUUAGAUCCAGCUUGGUGAAAAUCUUUCCCUUUCGCACCCUUGUCAAAAUGUCGUCAAUCCUGGGCAUCGGGAAGGCCACUGGUUCUGACACUGCAUUUAAGGCCCUGAAGUCACACACCAGUCUCGGCUUGUUCGUGUUUUUUGUCCACAAAAACACUGGGCUGCCCCACCGCCCUGGACUCUCUGAUGAACCCUCUCUUCAGGUUCUUGUCAAUGAACUCUCUUAGCUCCUGCAUCUCUCUGUCUGACAUGGCGUACAGCUUGCCCACAGGGAGCUGUGCCCCAGGGAGCAAAUUGAUUUGACAGUCAAAGGCUCUAUGCGGUGGUAGUUGGUCAGCUUCCCUUUCGCUGAAGACGUCGCGGAGAUCUGCGUAUUGUCGUGGUACCUUCACGUUCUCCUUCACUUCAGUCCCUGCUAGGGUGGCUUGGGCCCCUGCCAAAACCUUUCCCUCUUUGCAAUGUUCUAAGCAAUGUGCUGACCCAAAAGAAACCACUCUCUGAUGCCAGCCCACCAGCGGAUCAUGUAACGCUAGCCAGCUCAUCCCCAAUAUAAUGGGAGCUCCUCCCAAGGUGGCCACAUUAAAAGCUAUCAGUUCAGUGUGCCUUGCCACCUUCAUUAUCAUUGGGACGGUCUGCAAGCUGACUUCUCCUCCCAACAGCUCCCUGCCAUCGAUCGUGGUUACCUGCAGGGGGUUGCUUAAAGGAGCGUCUGUAUCUGGUGUUCAGCUGCAAACUCUUUGCUCAUGAAAUUGCAGGAGCUGCCUGAGUCCAACAGCGCCUUUAUCUUUAGAGGGUGUCCGUUUGGGAGCUCUAGUGUCACUUCUAUCACUAGGGCGGGUUUAGGAGGUUCUGGAGUGGGCACUUUCACUGCUCUUUGGCCUGGCUGCUGUGCCCCGACAAUGGCAGCCAGGCGUUGGCUUUUAGUUGCUCCGGUAUUUUUCCUCUCUUCCCUCCACAGCUCCCACCAUCCCUUGCCAUUCCUUCCUCUGGGGGCAGACUCUGGCAAAGUGCCCUGGCUGUUGGCAGAGAUAGCAUUUCCGGGCGCCUUUUCCAUCCUUCUUUCUCCCUCACUGGGCUUUGAAACUGCGCGCGCGCGCUGUUCCGAUUUCCAUCGGCUCUGCCGGCGGGACAGUUGGCUCUGGAAUUUCUGGAAUGCGGAACUCCUUCCAACGUUCCCCUUUCCCUUCCCGCCUCUCCAAUGCUCUCGCCUCCUGGCGCGCUCCUAUGGCCAGCGCUGAUUUGGUCAGCUGGUCCAUAGACUCCGCCCUGGGCGCCCGGGAAAGUUCAUCUUUCACAGCCGAAGAAAGCCCUUCUUCAAAGAGCAUUUGAAUGGGUUCCGCCGAUAAGUCCCACCCCAAUCUGUGUAUCAGCAUGGUGAACUCAGUCCAGUACUCACGUACAGAUCGGCUCCCCUGUUUGCAAGCCAUUAACUGUCUGCGCACCACUCCCUUUUCAAUAUCGCUGGAAAACAUCAGAUCCAUGGCGCGAAAGAACUUCAUCGUGUCCUUUAAGACGUCACUAUUAGCUGCCAUCAGGGGUCUAACCCAGUCUCUCGCCCCCUUUUCAAGAUGCCCAAUCACAAAAGCCACUCGUGAUUCCUCAUCAGGGAAUCAUCAAACUGCAGAUUGAGGGCAUAUUGCAUAUCUGACCGAAAGCUAUGUUAGUCUUUGGGCUCCCCCCCAAAAUUUAGCACCAAUCCUGGUACCUUUCUGGCGAGAUGGGUGGCUUUCACACUUUUGUCUGCAUCUUGAGCCCUCCUCUCCUCCAGCCUCGCCGUCUGCAGCGCCAGCUGGACCUCCAACACUCGGUACCUUUCUUCCAGGCUUGGACCCGCUCCAGCCCCUGCUUCUCCGGUUCCUGCUGGGUUGCUCAUUAUGCCUUCUCCUGCACAAGCUGCGUUCAAAGACUGUCGGAAUGCUGUGAUGGGAUUAUGAGCUGCUUGUGCGUAAAAUCGUAUUCCCUCAGAGUUUGUUCAAGUCCACAAACCUCUGUCUGUGACUGAGCCCCUCUGACAUGGCUCCUCUUAGUCACUAGAAGAUUCCGACAGUGGUUGCUUUCGUAAUCGCUUCCAACAUAAAAGCUCCUUAACGGAAACACGUCUUCUGGACUCUCUGCGUGACAGUUUCCGGCGAGGAGUGGGUGUCGCUACAGGAGGUCCGGAAACCUCACCACUGUUUUCGCUGGAAGUAUCUCUGAGCCAUCCCCCCAGCUCCCUUUCCCUCAGUUCAGCUUCUCUCCCCCUGCUGGUUUCCUCUUCAGCUGCUAAGUCUCUUCCAACCUGUCUGAGCCCUUUCACCUCCCUCAGUUCAGCUUCUCUCCCCCUGCUGGUUUCCUCUUCAGCUGCUAAGUCUCUUCCAACCUGUCUGAGUCCUUUCACCUCCCUUCCUACCGAUGGCAGUUCCCUGACAGUACCAUAAAUAGUAGCUCAAUUUCUUGGAUCUUUGCAGCAUAAUCAGCAGAUUGACUUCUUGAUUUUGAGAAGUAAAUAUGCUCAGUCGACAGUUUGUUCUUGAGUGGUGGACCCAAAGCUUCUCACCAUUCAGAAAUAGUGAGGGAUAUUAUUGAGCUAUACACUAGAGUAAUUUGACCUUAAAUUUAGUAAAUGUGGCAUUUUAUUCUAAAACACUUGAUCAUUACUAGAAAUAUUAAGACCUACAUGAAUUAAACAUAAUGUAUGUGUUUAAAGAUUAGUACUGAAAGUUACUAUUUCAGAACCUGUUUAGAUCUCCAGUCCAGCAGAUCCCAAGCAGUUUCAAUAUCCGGGCUAAGGGAAAUUUAUGUAAUUUAAAAUAUUCUAUACUGUUUUCUUAAAGAAAAAAACCAACAUAGUGUACACAAGGACACAGUAUCAGAUAGAUCACGCAAAAUAAAAAUAAUCAGUAAAUCCAACAGCAACAGAAAUAAUCAGUUAGCCAUUACUGAUCAACCAGUUGGAUCUCAUCUCGACCAUGAACUCAUUUGGUGGCAUUAAGUGGGAACUUGUGGCCCUCCAGAUAUUGCCAGACUGCAGCUCUGACCAACAGCUAUGCUGCCUGGGACUGAUGGAGUCCAACAACAUAUUGAGGGCUACAGAUUUCUGACACUUGAAUUAUUGAGAGAAUGUUACGUGAAGUGCUUUGAUCACUCAAAAACUCCACGUGGGUAUGAAGUAUUCAUUAUCACUCACUUGGAUAUUUAUAUUCUGUUUGCAAUGAAGGCAGUGUAGAAAAGAAAACCAGCUCAGGAACCACACCAGAUUACACUGCACAUAGACGUGUGCAUUUGUCGGGGUGGGGGGAGAGAUUGGUAAUGUAUGAAGUGCUGCUGGUAUGUUAUGAAGUAAUCUCAUGUGCUUUUCUUUUACAGUUGUAGCUUCCUUAACUGAUAUUUCAGCUUCCUCAAAACUGUUCUCAACCCCUAAAACUGAGCACUAUUCUGUUUUCUUCCUCCUCUCUUGCAAUGUUUGAGCCUAUAUCUGAUCAGCAUCUAGGACAGAGUGUUUUGAAAGUAAAAUAUAUGCUUUUAGGGAACAGCUCCUUUAAUUUGUUGAUAAUUGCAAGCGUAGAUAUUAUCUCCGUUCCUUUGACAUCAUACCCGUGGUUUGUUUAUAUACUCUUUCAUUGGUGAUUUCAGGUGAGUUGUCAAAAAUAAAAUAAUAAAUACAUAUAAGACAGACAGAUAACAUACAAACUGAAGAGUGUAAAGUACUGGAGAUGGUCAUAAUGUUUUAAGUGCCUGCAUAAAUGUUUUUGCCUGGUGUCUAAAAGACAGCAAAGUUGGUGUCAGGCAUACCUCCCUGAGGGAGGGCAUUAUGUUUACAUGCCUGUUACCCAUAAUUAAUGCUAACAAAAGUUCUCUCUGUUAGAGUUUACAAACCUGCUUCAGAUACAGCAGUUCAUACUCCCUUUAUUUGCCAGCCUUAAGGUCUUCUGAGUGUUGGAAGACCCAGGACAGACAAAAGAAAUACUUCUUCACACAGUGUUUAAUUAAACAAUAGGAUUCACUGUCCCCAAAAGUAGUGGUGGCAAUGAGAAUUGGGCAUUCAUGGAGGAUAGUGGCUGUUAGUCAUGAUGGCAGUGUUCUGCCUCUGUGUACCAUUUGCUAGGAAUCGCAAGUGGGGAAAGCGCUGUUACACUUAGGACCUUUUUGUGAGCAUCCUGUAGUCAUCCGGUUGAUUACUGCAAGAGCUGGAUGCUGAACUAGAUGUACCAGCUCUGCUUUUCAUCUAAUGACCAUGCCAGCAAGCUUGAAGGAAAGAUGUGUUGACUGUGCUCAAGAGAGAGAUUUGAAGAGUAGUUGCAGAUUGAAACUAUGAGUAUUUUGAAGGAAGGGAUUAUUUAUGUUUCAAUAAACCUUCAAGGAGCAUCUCCUUUCCAGCCCAUAGUGACUCAGCCUGAGUUGUUUGCAGUGGCAAAUUGUCACAUUGUGAGAGAAAGAAACAAAAGCAGAAGUGAAGUAACUAGAUGUACCAGAUGUACUAGAUGUAACUAGCAGCAAAUGUAAAAAUAGGGUGUUUUGGUGUGGUUGCUUCACUUGUUUCCUCAAUUCACCAUGCCACCCAGUGUGCCAUCUUGCUUUCUCCAAGGCACUGUCUGUUUCUUAAGGGAGAUACCGCAUUUUCAUUACUCAGUGGACAUGUUCAUGGUACUGUCAGAUUGAAUAAGCUACUGAAAAUUUAUUGAUGUUCUGUGCAGCUGAGAAGCAGGAUAUUAAAACUUAAAAGACUUAGAAAUAUAAUAGAUUUUAUUGAAAAUAAUAAAAGUUGUUCUGAAUUUAGCAUUUUGGUCGUACUGCUUAAUUCUGUCUUCAUUAUCCAUGCAUAUAAAUUUUGUAGUCUAGGAGCUAAUCUUUCAACAGACUUAUUGCGUGUUUUAUAGGCUGCAGGUCUCCACUAUGAUUAGCACAGUGGUACCUCGGGUUAAGUACUUAAUUCGUUCCGGAGAUCCGUUCUUAACCUGAAAAUGUUCUUAACCUGAAGCACCACUUUAGCUAAUGGGGCCUCCUGCCGCGCCGCUGGAGCCCGAUUUCUGUUCUUAUCCUGAAGCAAAGUUCUUAACCUGAAGCACUAUUUCUGGGUUAGUGGAGUGUGUAACGUGAAGCGUAUGUAACCUGAAGCGUAUGUAACCCGAGGUACCACUGUAUAUCCAAAGGCUGCUGAUGUUUGGUUGAUGAACAAGACAAGCACCAGUGCUAGUAAAUGUUUUUGCGUUUGUAUAGUUGUAGGUUCCCUUAACAUAUACAUGACAGCCCUUUAGAUAUUUGAAGAUGGUUAUCAUAUUUCCCCUCAACACAGUGAGAUGAACUGUUGAUGCAACAAAACAUGGUACACAAACAUGCAUAUGGCUUUUGAGGAGCUAGCUAUAUGUUGUGCAAAAUUGCAUAGAGCCUUGAUCCCACUAUUUAAAGAAAGACACAGACUCUUUUUGUGGGGGGAUUUGAUGGAAGUGGUGUGGGAAGGGAUGCUUAACCCUUCCCUACCUGCUCUUUUGACUUGGGUCUCCUAGCUUUUCCCACAUGGAGUUAAAGAUGUAUAUUUACCUGCAUUUAGAAUCCUGGAUGGUGAGAAGCCACCCAAAGCCCCACCUCCAUCGGUUUAUUUUAUUUUUUUAAAAAUGACAUGAGUGCUUCGUCAUACAUAUUUGUGUGUUAUGUGUCUCUUACUCCAGAAUUGGGCAUGAUCCAGUCCACUGUGGGUACAUUGCCCAUAUUGAGCACAGUUGACAGUAUCCAGAGGGAGAGCUAGAUGUGAAUAUGGAGAAAAUGCAGAGAUUUCCUAUUCACUCUGAAUUUCCAUAGUGCUGCAUUUACACACUUUUUGUGCGUUUACAGGUAGAUGGUGGGUGGGAAACAGGGCUCCAUUGAGACUAUGUGAGUACUAUGUGGGUGUUACACCCACAAAGGACCAGAUCAAGCUCCUAAAAUUUAGGCCACCACAUCAAAUAUUUUAAGUUCAAAUUGUAAACUUGCUGUUGGAAAAAAGUAAAGCUAUAACUUUACAAAGAUAAUCUUAUUUUUGAAUUUCUGUUUGGUCCGCUGUUUGCCCUCAAGACCUUCAGCAGUAAUGCAGCCACCCUUUAUAGAGUAUAAUAUUAGUGCAGCAUCUCCAGCCAGCCCUCUGUGACCUUUAUGCUUUAUCACCUUAAUCAAGCUACCUGCUUGACAUUUUUAAAAGAAGAUUUUUUUCUCUUCUUGGCAGUUCUUGAUGUGUAUGGCAUUAUUCUUUAACUUUAGAUAAUUUCCUAGGAAUACGUGCAUAUUAAGAAGAUACAAAAGGUCGGAGAAAUCGUGAGCGCUAUUCAAAGCCCUUCAGAGUAUUGCAUUAUAAUUUGUAGCUCAAAAACCAAAUGGUUUGCGCUAAAGUGCUGCAGCUGGAAAAAUAGUCAAAUCCAUCAUUUGAUCCUGAUCCAUGAGUCUCUUAUCUAUGAUUCAUAAAUUUUGUACAGGCUUGGUAGCCAGUUAAAAUUUGUGCUAAAGCUGGGGAGCAGGAUCUUGAUUGUGAUGUCACACUGAGUGCUGCACUACAGGAACCAGUCUUUCCCUGGACAGCUUCAAGCUGAGAGUGGUGGACUGUGGUUCAUUUUUGUUUUUCUGGUCUUCUGAGAGGCUCAAAAAGUAGCAAGAGAUUUCACUUAUUCAAUGUGAAGUUUGCAAUAUCUCUUCUGUGCUUAGAGAAAGGAGAGGGGGAAGGUGCAAGGCAUUGCACUGUCUCUAAAAAGAAUUGCAAAGCAGUGAGGCAUAUUGUCACUUUUCAGUCCUUCAAUCUGUGUGAAGUCUGAGCAGUGUGAAGUCUGGUAGGAGGUCUUGCAGGAAAAAUAUGUGCUUGUCAAUGGUGAGCUGGCAACCAUUCUCACAUUUUUAUCAUGUGAACUCAACAUUAAAUAUAAUAAAUAAGUUAAUUGUGUAUUGCAUCUAUAAAAAUCAGUUCCCAGCAUCAUGGGACUCGGGACUCUCAAGGGAGCUUCGCAUUCUUGCCUCUUACAUUCCACACAGUCAGUUUCAUGAAAGGCAUUUUGCUAGUAAUAAAUUGGUGAUGGAGACUAUGUGUGAACUCAACCUAAAACGGCCAACAGACUAUUCAGAAGAAAAACAUGUAGUAUUAAACAAGUGAUUCCUCUGAGGAAGAAGAAAUCUCUUGAUUUAUGGCAAUAGAACAUUCUGCAAAACUCAAAACUGGCCGAAACAUAUAAAUACUUUUUCUUGAGGGCUUAAUAUUGGGCUCCAUUCCUAAUACUUUGUUCCCUGUUGUCUGGGAUCUGUAUCUGCUACAGUGUGUAUGUAUCCGCUCUCUGGAUCAGCAACAGGAAUUCUGUCAUAAGGAAUAUAUUAGUAUAUUUAUUCAUAUGAAGUUAUAGCAGUCUUAAUAAAGAUCUUUAUCCGACCACAUGUUAUUCUUCAAUAGCACACAUGUAGAGAAGAUAUAAACAUCCAUUAAAUGCCAAUGUAGUAUUUUAAAAACGCUGGAUGCAGCAACUGGCAAUUGGACCUGAACACUGCAGUCUUUGCUGCUUUUUUUGCAGUAUUGCAAAUAAGCAAAUUCUUUCAAUGUAGAAGCCAUAUUUAUUUCAGGAUUAGAUUUAAGACUCCACUUUGAAAAACAAACAGGAAGGGAAAACGUUAACUAUUUCAGAAAAGGAAAUGAUAUGCAUCCACUUCUCCUUUUUAUACAUGAGACGAGAUAAAUCAUUCAGAUUUGGCACGUGAAUUACCUGUCCAGUAAUUCCUUGCAGCUGUGGGAGGUCUGAUGUGCAUACAGAGCUCUGACCCCUUACCACAGCUUCCCCUCCGCUUUCAGUAACAUCUCUGUGUAGAAGACAUGCCUAUGUAGAGCUGCCCUCUCUUUCAAAAUGAUUGGAGAAGGCUGUUUAUUUAGGUGCCUUGGGUGUUUAAGUCUGGAUAGGAGUGUCAGCUGAAAUUUUAGUUAAGCAUGCAAACAUUAGCACUGUUUUUAAAAGUUCUUACUCUGUUAAUAUCUGUCUAUGUUUGUUUUACAUAUCCUGUAAGAUGCACUUCCUCAAAAGGAGGGUUACUUUUGUAAUUGCUACUUUUUAUGUCACAUGUUUGGAUACGCCUGUGUUUUCCUUGUAAAAUUGCUAUUCUUUUCCAUUUAGGCCUCAGGGUAACUAUGUUGCUGACAUCAUCCCUCAUGGUGGUAGGAGCUGGCCUGAGAUGUGUUCCUGUAUCAGACCAAGAAACAAGGAAAUGGUGAGAGGUUUAUUAUUUGUUCUUUAGUGGCUGGGGAGGGGGACCUUUCCAAAUUAUCUUGUAUCAGUAGGAUACAAGGGUUUUACUGUGAAGACUGUGGUGUAGCUAAAGCAUAUCUGGUGACGCAUAACCAUUGCGAUAACCGGUAGCAGUUGGAAGAUGUUGAAGUAGCCUAGUUGAAGACAUUCUGCAGUUUAAAUCUAGUUUUCUGCCACGGAAAGCUACAUGAGAAAAAUCCCAUAAAACCAUUCUAAUUGCAUUUUUUCCCUUAGGGCUGAAUAAAAUUAUUUGUGAGAUACAGUACUGUAUGUAGCAUGCAGCUACUAGACUGUGUUUCAGUCACACAGGAGGGGAGAGACACCCCCCCUCCCACCCCAUGUGCUACCUUCUAGAUAAGGACCACCCCCUUUCCUGACCACCAGAUAUUCUGAGAUUUGAAAGGGUUAUGAAGACUGGCCUCUUAACCACCUUCUGCCUCAGAUGCUCUAAUUUUGCAAGCUGUUAGGUCAUGCCCACAAUACUGUGGUUCACCAGCAAUGGAAAUAAAACUUGAAGGAAUUUGUCAUGGUUUAAACACAACAAAAGAAUGAAUAUGUAGCUCUGCAUGUGUGAGGACCAUUAAAAUAUAUUUUCUGACUCCCAAGUGUCUAGAGCAGGUAAAAAACAACCAAAAUCAGAUUGUAAUUGCCUUGUGGUCCCCAGAUCAUACCCCUGGUUAUAGUAGAACUGAUUCUACAUUCAUGAGACUCGCUUCCACCAUUGUCACUGCCAAUAUGAAACUCACCCAGACUCAAAAACAGUAAAUAACAACAACACCACCACAACCAACAACAACAACAAUGUAGUGUUUAUCUGUGCAGGAUAGUUUGAAAAUGGGAUAUUUAAACAUUCUGCAAAAAAUAAUAAUUAAUCUGAUAUAGUAAAAUCAGCUUAAGUCCAAAGUGGAACAUAGAACUUUGCUCACAAGGAAAGGGGCACAUCACAUUAGAAAGGCCAGAUGGUGUUUGCUCAAAUAUGAGAUAUGUAUGUGCUUUUAUUUGUAGAACAAAAAAAAAGUUUAUUAAAUAGUCCACCACAACUCCUCACAAUUUUCAAGUGGUUUGCGAGAGUCUGAUGGGGAACUGAUCAAGGGCAGAGCUCUAGGUUUCGCAAGGCAACUCAAAAGAGACAUAGCUAUGGCUGUAGUUGUAGCCACAACACUAGUUGUGUCCUACAUUCUAGGUUACUCCUCAUGCGUCCUUUCUAAAAUGUUAACAUUUUCACUUCUUUUAAAAAGUAGCUUUCCAGGACUCUGUUUAUUUAAAAAAAUUGUCAGGUAACUUUUGUGCAGGGCAUAGAAACCAAGUAGGAUAUUGGAAGGGCUUCCAGCGAGCAGGGACUUGACAGAUGGUGCAAUUUUCUGCCCUCUGUAUACUCCCUCUAUCAUUUUCUUUCCAGACCUUUUUGCAAAAUGCUUUGUUUAUAGUGCUGGAUAUGCAGCAAAUCCACAUGUGUGUUGCAUCCAAUAAUAUAAACAAAACUUAUUUAUUUUGGAAAAAAUUUAAUGUGUGUUUUCCAGAAUUGCAUUUUGUAGGGAAUUACUUCUAUCUCUGAUUCUAUAAGCAUAUUAUAUUGUCAUUUAUUUCCCUUCUGCCUUACUAUCAGUACAGUUAUUCACUCUAUAUCUGCAGAGCUUCCCCUCCCUCUUUGUAGUGCAACUACAGAGCCAGAAUGUGCAUUCUGUGUGUCAAUCAUUCAACAUGUCUCACCACUGUGGUUUGGUUUUGACCCUUUUGAAAAUAUAUAAAUUGUGAUAGCUCUGUGAAACUAAAAAUGUGAACAUUAGUUGUUCCUUUGAUGCUUACAGUAGGCUUUCAAAAGAAAUGAUGCUGUGUCUUAUGUGUUAUUGAGUAUUAUGAAGUUUAUGCCAUGUUUACAGUUACAUUCCUUUCCCCCUCAAGUCUCCUUCAAAAAUAUUUGAACUUAUAACUUGAGCUUUUGGGCUUGGUUAGGAUCUGAAUAAGUUUUGUGUGCUUAACAAGGUCAUUUAGAAAGAAUAGUGCACUUAGCUUGAUUGUAUUUACCUACAAAAGGAACAUAAAGUAUUAUCCGAGGGCAAGAUCAUCUUUUUUAUGGAUAUUUGCCAAGCAUUUGUCAUCUUUCUGAGUGAAAUAAGCAGCUUAGUAUAAAACAAUAAUGUCUUAAUGACCUAUUGAUUGUUUUAGGGUUGGGCUGCAGUGUGAGAUUUAAUUAAUUUUGUUUUUAAAGCACUUUGAAGUUGGGACCAACAUACCCACUGAAGUUCAAAGUAUUAAUAAUUUUAUUAUUUGUGGGCAGCAUGCAGUGCAUUGGGUUACUUUCCCUCAUAUAAAAAUCAAUAAAACAAUUGGCAGAAAAACCCUGUUCACAUGCCAAGUUCCUGUGAGGAAAGGAAACUGUUGGGCUGCCAGCAUCUAUAUACUUAGCAAUGAGUAAUAAACCUUCAAGGGAAGCUAUUUUGUAAUGGGAUUUGUAAGGGGGGGCAUUAGGCAAGAGUGCUUAGUAGUUGGACCAAAUUUUAAACAGGCCAUUUGAUCCAGCUUGAGAAGUCCUAAUGAAUUGAUUGUUCUUGCAGAAGUCAUGCAAUUUAAGAUUUAGACCUGGUAAUUUAGGAUGUGCCCUUUGGAUGGUGGGUUUCUGGCUCAGUCGCAGUUCUCCGUGACAUAAAAUUCUUGGAAAGAAUGUGCCUUUGAUUAUGUUGGGAGUGUGAGAGUUCUCAAUAUUUUGGCCAUUUUAACUAGUCUUAGCACUCCAAAGAGUUAGACAAGAGUUGUCUAUACACCCCCAUUUGCUUUGCAUCCAAUGCACUCCAACCACUGAGAAGUGGUGUACACACAAUGUUACUCACAGUCUAUAUUUAUCCUGUAUUUGUCCUGUUGUUUCUUAGGAAUACUGCUCUUCUGUAUUCAGAUUCUACCACACUUGGAACCACUCUUCCACAACUCUGAUUUAUUUUGCUAAAUGCCCAGUGUAUCUGCAAACUGUGGCACUAUCUUCCACAGCACACUGACACAACAAUCUCAGCAGAUGCAAUAACUGUUUCAAGCGCUUCCAAUAAGGUCCUCAGCUAUGUAGACAUUACUAUUAUGAAACACAGCUAAUUAUUUCUUUUUAUCAAUUCAGAUUGAAUUUGGUUCGCUGAAAAAUGCAUCAAAAUUUAGUAAGCUUGGAGAGGGAGGAGAGGAAGAACCAGAUGGCUCAGCUGUAGAGUGCUCUUGUCUUCAGGCAUGGAUAGCCAUGUUAUUGUUGGGGUUUCACUGGUCAAUGGAAAUCCGUUAUUUUCCCCCCAGCUGUUUUUCCAUCCAAUUUCAAACCGUAGUUUAUGAAGGUGGCUUGCUUUUCCACUAACCAUAGUUAAUAUUAACCAGAAGAAAUUGCAGUUAACUUAAAAUGAAGCGGAAGCUUCCAAUCUUCUCCUUGCAGCUGUGUCAGGAGAGGGGAGUGUGGAAGCCUGGGUGGGAAGCUAGGCCUAUUCUUAUUAUGUCUGAAUGCAGCCAUUUUAUCUUUUAAUGGCUACAAUUGGAUUCAUUAGUCCGCUCGUGCCAUCGAUGAGAAAUCAUUCACUGCUAAAUCUCUUUGCUGCAUCUGGUUAGUAUCAGAGUAAGAGCCCAUACCAGCCUUCUGCAGCCUGGUGCUUUCCUGAUCUUGUGAGACCCCAUAAGCCCCAGCCAGCACGGCCAGCGGUCAGUAAUGAGUUACACACCAAAACAUUUUGGAGAGUACCAGGUUGGGGCAGGCUUGGCCUACAACCUCACUAUGUCUAUUUGUUUUGUGUGCUGCUUUUUUUUAAAGUGUGGCUUUAUGGAAGAAAACCAUCAUGUUGAAACGGGUUGUUUUUGUUUUCUUCUUCUUGUUUUUUUAACAUGUUCCCUGCAAGCUUCAAUUCUGUUUGCUCCUCUAUUUCAAACUUUGACCGACGAAACAUUCUCAAGUGUCUGACAGCUGUGAUGGCUGUGCAAUAACACGGCAUUAUGAUGUGACGAUCUGAGAGAAUAUGUCGCUGUACUGUCAGGGGUCUUGCUGCAUCGUUAUAUUGUUGCCUUUAAACUGUCAGGAUGUCUGACAGAGAUGCCAUUGUCUUGGCUUGGUAUUGCAGUGUUCGUUUCAUUGCAAAUUUUUGACUCUUGCUUGGCAGGCUUUCAGUAAAAAAAAGUUUCACAAUAAUGAGAUUCCCCCCCACCCCCGGUCCAUUUCAUAAAAAAUGGAAGUCCAUUGUGUUUCAGAAUCCUUAUACUUUUCUUUAAAACAAUAGCAGCAAGAAACAAACCGACCCCAAAGAUGAGAGGAUCUAGCCAAGUUCAGCGUCAAAACUACUCCAGACUCAUGUUGGAUGCUUUCAUAUUUCCUCUUUCUUUUCUAGCUAGGAGCAGUUCCUAUAUCAAGCCACAGUGUCUUAGUUAGAAGAGCCUAUUAGCUUCACUUAUUUCUCUGCUUUCUCCCUGAGAUGUGUCUUAUUUUAUUUUUAGUAGUAUUAUUAAGCAAAAUCAUUCACACGCUACCCAUAUUGUAUUAGGUGAUUACAUAACAUUGAAAAUGAAGCCAGAUAUACAAGCUAAAUACAGAUUUAGCAAGGGGAAAACCUUUGCAGUACAAAUAUAUCAUUUAGCAAUGAUAACUUUGCAGCGCAUCUGUUUGUAUGGAUUUGUAUAGAACAAAACACUUCUACAUAAAUAUCAGUAGGUGGAAAUGCUAGUUUCUGCAAAAACAAACAAACCCUUUAUUUUUCAGCUACAUGUGAAUAUAUGGCCAUCUCUGGACCGAGACAGCCUGACCCUUGUCCAUGUGCUGGCAACCCCCAGAUUGGAUUACUAUUGGAUUAAUAUUAUGUUUUUCAAAAGAGGGGGUAGUUUUAUGUCAUCCAUUUUCAUAUAUAUUAUAUUCGCCAAUACUUUGAAAAGCUUGUUUGAUUCUUUAGUGGGAUUUAGUUCCAGUAGUCUUGUUUGCUAGUUUGUGCAAUAGCUAAAUAUGCUCAUUGGGUCUAUCUGCUGAUGGAGAGAAUCUGUUAGUGAAAGGAGGGGAAGCAAUUGAUAGCAAUUUCUGCCCUCUCCAGCUGCAGCUCCUGCUCCUAAAUCUCCUCCAAAUGGUUGGGGAAUCAUCUAGAGGGGCAUUGGUGAGUGAUAAUAUUUUAUAACAUACUGAUUUUAAAGAGACCCCCCCCCCUUGGGGUGCUACACACUGUAAUCUAUAUGUAAUUAUGUUUGGUUACAAAUGUUUGGCCACCGAAGAGGAAGUUGCUAAAAUACAUGUGGUUCAUUCAUCUAAGGAGUGAACCCCUUUUUUUAAAUGUUGCAUUUGGCCUAUAUACAGAAUAUAGGAAUGCUUUCUUAACACUGGUAUGUAGUAUAUAUGACACAUGGAAAAUGAAAUAAUUAUUUUCAUGUUUGUAAACUCACCAUUGAGGAUUUUACAUUGACCUUGUCUUUUUGCAGUUGGAUUGUGUUAAGGAGAGCAGAACUGUUUUCUGUUUUCAUUUAAACACAGUCACAGCAGUUCCCCUUUUGAAGGUAAACUUGCUUGCCCAAUUACUAGCUCAAAGGAAAGUUAAUGCAAAUUAAUUCUAACUUCAAGAUUUUGAUUUGGCCACAAAGCUUAUUUUUUUAAAAAAUCAGGUGUUCUAGUUCGGCUUUCACAAACUUUAGUCUUGAGGCAAAGGAUAAGUAAUUGAUUAUUUCAUAACCCCCUCUGUUGAAAUGUUCUUCUUAUUUUCUUUCAUAGUUUUGGUUUCAGGCUUGUUAUGAAAAGCUUCAUACUCUUAGAUUGAACUCUCAGAGUUCACUAUGUUGCUUGGUACCUGAAAAUAAUUAGCUGAAUAUUGGAAAAGUAAUGUAUAAACCUGAGCACAGAGUAUAGAAAUCGAUCAAAAUACAUCUCUUACCUUAGCCAGUCUUAAAAAUGCUUUCCUGUCGGUCCAAGUGCGGAACAAAAUUGUCUUGCUCUUCUCAUCUUUCAUACAAAAGACAUCUUGCAUUACAGAAUCAAACUUAAAUUACAGUAUUAGGCAGUGAGGGAAAAUGCAGUUGCUCUUUGCUCCUUCUGGAUAACAGAAACAAGAAGAAAAUGGGGAAAUAACGGGAACAAAUGUUUCUAAUCUCAGAGCAAUUUUUAGAACAGAUGAUGGUUUGUAAGAAAGAGUUCCGAUAGUCCUUUCAGGCUGAAAUCUGCUGCAGUGAUAACAAGACACCAUAAAAAAAAAGCAAAAUGCACUGAUACUGUUGUGUUCAUAUUUUUCUGUCAGCUAUAUUAGCUGCUACAAAUUUGUCUUCUAGAAUAGUAGUAGAUUACUCCAUACAUUGAACCAUAUCGUGGGUAUCUCCUAUCUGUCCGUCUCUAGGAAGAUAAGGUGGAGAUACACAAAAACCCCCAAUGAAAAGUGGCUUAAUUCUGACAGAGUUCAUAAAUCAGUGAAUUAAUACAAGUAUGUGGUAGAGAGAUUUCAACAAGGCUUCUGGUUUUGCUAUUUGGAAUGUAUAAAGGCAGUAAAUGCUGGGAAAUGAAGAGGACAGAUUGUCGGUGGUUGGAAGUGUUUACUUCAGACCUCUUCCAAAGUGAAUUAAUAAUAAUAAUAACAACAAUAAUAAUAAUUUAUUUGUAUCCCGCCCUCCCCGGCCGAGGUCGGGCUAAGAGCCGCUAACAUCAUAAUUAGGUUACUGACUUAUCACCUAGCUUAUACAUCCCUCCAUGGCGUCCACUUUUAUAGAGUGAAGGAAAAUAUAAUACGACAAACCUGCAAAACAAGUGAAAAAAAGAUGCUUACUAGUGCUCCAGAACUGGUCUGUGACCGUAAUAAUAAAAUUUAUUUUAUUUACUACUGCUAAAAAUUACUUUGCUUUUCAAAAUGAUCCUCCAUGUCACACAACUUGAAUAAUGGAUCUGCUAAAUUACCCACUGGGAAUUGUUACACACCCCGAGGUGAAUAGCUAACUUUGGGGGCUGCUUCAGACAGAGUGUAGAAACUGGGAAUCUAAGGCUGCAAUCCCGUACCAUUUUACCAAAAGUAAGGCCCCCUGAACUUAGCAGGACUUACUUCUGAAUAAGCUGCGUAGGAUUGAACUCCACAUAUUUCAAGAUGUUUAUUUGUUUGUUUUGUUCCUGCUCUUUAGGCAAAAGGGACAGGGAGGGGAUAGAGAAAAAAGCAAAUUUUGACACCAAUUCUUAAAUAGUAGUUCUUAUAAUGACCAGCUGGUAUUGGAACAGUUCAGAGGUAGGAGGCAUGUGAUGGAGCUGGUCUUUUGACAGAGCAAGCUGAUCUUUCAGGGUGGAAUGAACCCUGUUUCCAAUCUCCUCCUCAUCAUGCAUGCCUGCCUGCAAAAUAUCUGUGCCAAAAGCAUUAUUUGGCAAUCCAGCAGAUGGCAGCCCUAUAUAUACUUAUUUACAAAUUCAGUUUUUAUCUUGCACCUUCAAGGUCCAAGAAUUACCAGGUCAACUAACAGACAGUAUAAGAGAAUAAAAGGAAACAACAGCAAUAUGUCAUUAAAAAGCAUUGUGGGGAAGGGAAUUCUCAUCUGGUACCAAGCAGUACCAAAAAACGCCAGUCACCAUCUGCUGCACGUCAGAAGGCAGGGUAUCAUCUUAGAUGAUGAUCUUAGUGAGCAGGCAGACUUACGAUACGAUACGAUAUCUUUAUUGUCAUUGUCCCUUGCGGAACAAUGAAAUUGAAAAACUACAUAAAAGUUGUAUGAGAGAAAGCACUCCAAUAAAUAUAUUGGUACCAAACCCUGUGUAGGGCUUUUAAUAGGUUAAUGCCGGCUCUUUUAAUUGAGUUCAGAAACUAACUGAGAAACUAAUGAAGAUAUUUCAGUACAGGUAAUGGUGUCGCAGUUUCCACUCUUCGCAUCCUUGGGCCACUCUAGUUGUGAGUACAACAGGGUCAUUGCAUUUUAAAGCCAGGGUUGUACAAGUCAUUAAAUGCCUUGGAAUCAUUUAAUCAAUCACAAAAUCAGUAAAGGCUGUUAAAAGGGGCAAGUGGUUUGGUCCAGUGAAAUGAACUAAUGUAUGUGUUGAGUAGAAUUAAGUAUGAAAGUCCUGCAUUUAAAUACCAUGUCUAUUUCAUGCUGUAGCCACAAGGGUAGAUGAGAGAGGAAAACGUUUGGUGUUCCACUUUAGACAGCAAAACAUAUUUGGGAGGGAGAGAGGGAGACCUACUGCUUUUAGAGGCAGCAGUAUGUUGACCGUAGCAUGGCUGAGAAGAUGUAUGGCCGGGGGGCGGGGAGGGCAGCAAGUUCUGUUUUGGGUUUCUGACAACAGUCCACUUGGUAGAAGCAGCAACUUUCUUUUAUUACUUCCCUCUUACUUCCUCCCGCCGCCUUUCUAAUCAGAGAGAGAGAGAGUGACUUGCUGCACAACUGUCAUCUUUUCAAAGUGUCUGCCUUUUCUAUUUGUUACUAUGUUAAGCAGUCACGUACCUUAUUAUUUAACAUUGUGGAAACAGUGACAAUUGAGGCUCUUCGGCAUGUCAUUCUCAUUGUCUUUGUUGAUUAUAAUGUUUUGAUGGAAGGCUUUGGAACUUUACAAUCUGCUGUUUUCCCCAUAUGUAACCCUUUCUCUCUUUUGUUUAUACAUAGUGUCAGUGAAAAUUACAUUUGCAGCUUGCAUAAACUGGAUAAUACAGCUUCAUGCAUCCAUCAUGCUGUGAUUCCAGUUUGCACAUACAACGCAAUCUGAGUUCUGUUUUCACUGUCCCAAUGUGUGUGGCAGUAUCUGAGGUGAUUUCUUCGUAACAGAUUUCCCUAGUGCAAAAUAACAGAGCAAUUCCAGAUUUCAGUCCGAAGUGAUUUUGCUAAUUUAUGUUUUGUUUCUAUAAAUGAUUACUGAAAUGCAUACAUUUGUAUGAUGGAAUGUCUUUCAAUCCACCUCAAUAUAGAGCAGAUAAUGAAUUCAACUGUAUGUUGUUAAUCUUCUUGGGGAAUUUACAUUAGAGAGGAGAUGAUUGACUACAUUGGAAGCAGACCAGUAUGUCUGUCCCUGCAAAAGUAUGGUCAUUGUUUAAUUAUUUGCUAAGUGUUUGGGAGCUUAGUUUUGCGUAUUGCCAAGAAGGAGCAUAUGGCUGCCUAACACUGCAUUGGCAUGUUAUUUCAGUGACAACAAGGCUGGAGAGAUUGUAUGGCCUCUGGAAUUGUAUAUCAAAGGCGUUAGAUUGUAUAAUUGUGCAAAGUUAUUAAUCUUCGUUUACAACAGAACUCUUAGCCUUCAGUAUGUAUGUCACAGCAUAAUGAUAGAUUCCCACUCUUUCUCCUCUGAUAUCUUUUUUAAAGUUUUGUUGUGAAAUCCUUAAUUACCUUAAUGUCCCCCCCAAAAAAAUAAUAAAUAAAAAGGAAUUGACAUGUUCAUCAAACUUAAAGAACACACACGCCUGACAGUGCCUUGUACUUAAACACUACAUCAUAAAACCUUAAUGUUUUGUCAGAUUUUCUGUUCUGUAAAUUCUAAACAGAUUCAAUGCUGGGAGAGAUUUAAUAGCAGCUAUGCAAUCUUUUUUUGACAGUUCAGUAUUUUUACCAAAAAGUUGGCAUGUGUCUUCCCCUCCUCCUCCUGCAAUUAUUCGAGUACGAAUGACAUAUGCAGAAAUAACAAAGUUGCCUAGACUUUCCAUACCCCAAGGACAGCUGCCUCUUCAUAAAAAGUAUUUUGACUUCUUUGUGUGAAGGCUGCUGGGUUUAUUUGAGAGAACCCAAAUAAUACAACAGCUUCUUACCAGCAUAUAGUAGUUUCCCCACUGAAUGUCAUUGGUUAAGAUUGACAAAUGCCAUUGCAUUCAAGUUGCAUUUUAGAAAAAGGAGUAUAGGAAAAUCUAACUCUUCUCAGUUUGUAUUACAGAAUGUUUUUAGCCUGCUGAGAAAUUACUUAUGUAUCAAGGAGACUGCACCAAAUCAACUAAUCUUACCCAAUUAACUUUAAAAUAUUGGUACCAUAAUCUGUUAGGUAAACAAAUUUAAUUUCUUAGAUUUUUACCAAUAUUAGUAACUAAUUGGUCAUAGUUGACAUUGACCCCACUCCUUCACCUGACUCAUCUGGCAUGUGGAGAGGAUUUGGGGCAAAGGAAGAGGCAGAUUCUGCUUUCGUUCCAUGUCUUGGAAAUGCUCAGCAGCAGCGACAGUAUCUCACAGUUGUCUCCAAGUGUGGUAUGAAGGGAGAAACUGACCCCCACCCACAGUGGUAGCUUUGUGCCUGGCCAGUAAAUGUCUUGUGUUGUGCUUUCUCCCUAGGCUGAUCCACGGAGGACAGCUGUUGAAUGGAUUGGCAGGCCCUACUGUCACUAGCGCUGCUCCAUUCCUCUCCACUACAUGGUUUUCACCAGAUGAGCGUGCCACCGCCACAGCUGUUGCAUCAUUGAUUGGUUACCUUGGUGGAGCAUGCGCUUUUUUAGUAGGACCCUUCGUGGUUCCAGGACCGAAUGGCACAUCCACAGUUGCACCUGGAAGCAGCCCGGAGCAUAUCAAAGACCGCAUUGAGGCUGUGUUGUACGCAGGUAUCGCAGAAGUAAUUUCACACUUAAUUUCAUAAUGUGCAUCCAUUAGGAGUUUGCUGGUGCCCUCUAGUGACUCAUCUGAAAAUAAAUCUCCAUGACUGUGAGCUCUAGAAUGAUUUGCCCUUAAUUGUAGGAGCCAAACACUGGUUGUGGGGUGUGUAGCUGUUGCGCUUACUGUUGCCUUGAAUAUCGCCAGUCAUUCCAGAGGUAAUACCUCUUUCAGACUUCCCAAGCCAGGCAGUUCCUCCAGCAAACAUUUCAUGAGAUGGUUUAGUUCUGCUUUUUUCAAUAACAGUUUUUCAUAAGUCAGUAAAGUCCAGAAUUAGCUGCUUUCCUCUGUAAAUCAUUUUUAAGUUACCUUCAAAAUAUUUUUAUUUUUAUGUAGAUUUUUGUCUACAUAAAAAUGGUAGGAAACUGCUUUAUCACAGUAAAUAGUUGUGUUAGGCCCCAUCAUUUAUUUUAGCCCAAACACAAAUGCCUUAAACUGAUUUUCACGAAAUUCAAAAUGCUGUCUCCGAAUACAUUGGUCAUGCAACUUUUUCAGGAAUUACAUUGUGAGCAGCGUUUAGCAGAAUUUUAGGAUCCUGAUCAUGAAAAGAAGAAUUGCUUUGAUCUUGGAUUUAAGAAGAAAUGCAAAAUAAAAUCUUUAAUAAACAAAUGUGAAUGGCCAAUUCAAACUUAAUUUGUUUUGGUAUCAGUGUUCACAGCUAUCUUCCAGGGGUCAAUAAUUGAGCACAAUUUGUUCCAUUUUGGCUCCACUAGGCAGAAAUUGCUUUGCCUCUGAUGUAUUUCUAAAGGCAGGCAGCCACAGACCUCCAGGGCAGCCACUAAGAAGACAUUUCCCUUAUAUAUGAAUGUGAUGCAAGGGUGGUAGCAAGUCUAGGCUGGGAUUGAAAAGGAACACAAAGGAAAAGUAGUCCGCAGAUUGUAGCCCCCCCCCCCCCCGCCCCCGUAACAAGUUUAUAUUAACAAGCAGAUGCUGACUGGAGGUAUGCUGGCUGUUUAGCUGUAAUAAUAAAUAUUCAUUCAUUCACUCACUCACUCACUCAUGUUGACUGGAGAGGAAAUGGCUGGAGUGUUGUGUUAAUGCAGAAACAUUAAAAUGUAUCUGUUAGGCAUGUGUUUAUAUUAGUUGUUAGCUGGAAACUUACAAGUAAUCAAGGAAUAAAAAAGUAGUUGGUUUUUCAAGAGGAAAACUUUGACUUCCAUUCAUUUCCAUAGCUGGGAACUGCUUAAAAUGCAUUCUCACUUGUUGUGUACCUACUGGACCUUUUAAUUUGUUGUUUGCCUUACAUAUCGAUCUGAUUUGAUCAUUAAAGCCUUUGGCAGUGAGGGCCAGGACACUAACUGCCCACAGCACCAAUGUAGUAUAGCUAAAAAUGACAAACUAAUUUUGCAGGCCGGCCGGGCAGUGUAAACUUUCAGCUGUUGUGAAUACUUUCCAUACCGGUAUAUUGUAUUUUAUUUAAAUAUUUAUCAGUCCUUUUCUGAACCAAGCUCCCAAAAGAUAGGGAACAAAAUAUAAGCAUCAGACAAACAAAAUAAACCAACAAUAUAUUAAGUGUAACUCAGCUGGUAUAAAACAACAAAACAGCAGCAUGGUGAAUAAAACAUAUACAUUAAAAUCAAUAUGAAAACUUCUGAAAUAGCAACUGGUGCCCGCCAAUGUAGUCUUGAUUGAUUGAUUGAUUGAUUGGUUGGUUGGUUGAUUGUAUUUUUGAAAUUCCUAAUCUGCCCUCUAUCAGAACAUGCUAUCAGGGCUAGAUAUUAUCACAUAAACAGAAAUUUAAAAUACAACAACAAAUUCAGAGUAGAUAAACAAUAAAACAAUGACUACAGACCCAGGCCAUAUUUGCCACUAGAGAGAAUGUAUAAUAAUAAUGCUGCUGCUGUAUCCAGCACAGUAGUUAUGCUUGUGAAGCAGGGUUCUGUUUCCUUUCCUUCCCUGCACAUCUCCAAAAUCUGCUCUGUAGGGUGUCCCAACGCUCUGGAAAUAAUUUGGGUAUGUGUGGGAGGCUGGAAAAAACAGAAGAGGAAUAGGAAGUUUAUUGUGUUGGUCUGUUGUGUGGGUAGAGCUGUAACACUGGAUUCAGCCCAUACAAAACUAGAAAUAUUUACCCUUCACUUAGCAGACCUGUCAAACUCUUUGCAUCAUACUCAUUUUUUCCUCGAAAAAAGGGGAACGAGUUUGGGGGUUUUUGGUGAGUGAUGAUACUGGCUUUUUCAGAACGUGUUGCCUUAUCACAGAACGGUUUUUCUUCUAGCUUUUUGGAUUAUGGUUAUUGAUUCUUUAGUGUAAAGAAGCUAAUAUUUAUAGGGCAUUGGGACAACCUUAUAUAUUACAAUUGGGCAGGGAAGGCAGUUGGGCCAAAUGUUGUAUGUUCUUGUAAAUGGAUGCUUGAGAUUAAUUUGGCUGCCACUAGGCAGGUACAGCUGAAUAAAGCUGAAUGAAUUUAUGUAGACCUGCUUGCUGGUUUUACUGAAAACAUUUGAGUUGAGUUGAAUCAUUGUUUCUUCAUUGAUGUGACUUUGUAUAAAACUCUGCGUUGGAAAAGCUAUGCGAUUUGUACCAUAGUUCUCUUGAUCAGGUUGCUCCUACAUUUUUGAACAUGGGAUGCUAAAAGUGAACACCAGGAACUGGGAGGUGCUUCUGUGGUUUUCUGUUGCACAUGCUUCCUUUUGAAGCAUCAAGGACUUUUAAUUUGUCAGAUACAGGAUACCGACUAGGUGCCACUUCUGUCUGGUCUUCUGUUUGGAUUCAACUUUAGUGAAUAAUGCCAUGACUAUUGCCUUCGUUUUUCAUAUGUUCUGACCUCCUCUGCUUCAUCCCUACAUGGUUUGUCCCUUCUGCUGACACAUGCUUUCAGACUCUAUUCUUAGAUUUAAUUACUUCUGUGCUAGUAUUGGAACCCUAUUUGAAACUUAAAUUUAAAGGCAUGGAUGGACUCCAAAUAGCAUAUUAGGCUGCUAUGAACCCCAUACUCUUGUUGUUCCUUCAGAUGCUCACAUAGCAUUUUGGACAGGAUGCUUCCUUCCUGUUGCGCUUUUCAUCUGAAAUGGUUUUCCUGCACUUUCCAUUUCAGUCACUUCCCCUGCCCCUUGUUGCUUUCUAGUACUACACAGUGCUUUUGCAAUUAAUCUUCUACUCCUAAAAUUCUACUGAGAAUUUAUGUAGGAGUUUAGAUUGCUAAAAGCUCUUCCCCUACAUUGUCCCAGUAAAGCUGCAGUUUAUAUAUUUAACUCGGAGAUUGCAAUUUGCCACUUGUCUACAUGGCCUGGGGUGAAAUAGCAAUUACUCAGUGAAGGAAUAACAUUAGGUGGUGGUGGUGGGGUUGAUGGUGUCCUAGUUGCCUGUCCUUUAAAGUUGAGGCAUUCUACAUCUCUUAGCCAAGGGAAAGAUCAAAACUUUGCAGUGGCGGUUGUCCUUUAAAACCUGUCUCAGGUGCCUGGUUUUAUAAUACUGGGACUGGCCGGAACAUCAGAGAGAGUGGACCCUGUGAGCAAAGAGUACUGUAUGUGUUUGUUCAUUCCUUGUAUUUAGUUAGAUAUUCAGAUGUAUGUAUGUAUGUAUGUAUGUGUGUAUGUAUGUAUAUGUAUAUAUAUAUGUGUGUGUGUGUGUGUGUGUGUGUAUACACACACGUACACGUAUGUCAUAUUCUCUGCUGUUUCUGUGCACCAGGGUUCACUUUUUAAUCAAUGUGUGGAUCAAAUCGUAUAUUCUGUGAAUAUUCAUAUUCCAUUCCUGUUGCACAUCAGUAAGGUGGAUUCCCUAUUGCCUCUUCUUGUUUGUUUUUUUGCACCUGUGGAUAAAGAUUUUCCAGAAGCGAUUUGAGUUGAGAUCUGUUACUUCAGUUUAUCUGAACCAAAUUUGAAUUGCUUUGGUUUCGCACAUAUAUUUGCAUUGCUGAUAUUGUUGAGUGCUUUGAGGUGUUUCAUAUGAAACGAUAAUAGGAUAAUAAUAGGAUGAUGAUGAUGAUGAUAGCAGCAGCAGCAUCUACCAUAAUGGUUUGUUUUUCCCAUUUGUAUUCCCUUAGAAUUUGGCUUCGUGGCCUUGAUAUUCUCUGCAGCCCUUGCCUACUUCCCAUCACGUCCUCCAUUUCCACCCAGUGUGGCUGCAGCUAGCCAGAGGCUCAGCUACAGAAGAAGUUUUUGUAGGCUAUUAAGGUAUGUAUACUUUGGCCAGCUUGGUACAGGAGGUCAUGGCACUCCUGCCCUUUUUAUAAUGUUUGUGGGUUUUAAAAUAAUAUUGUAAGCUACAAUAUUAAGCUACAGUAUGUAUUGUAGUGUGUUGUAUUGUAAGCUACAAUACAUACUGCUUUUCCAGGGUGCAGUCUUCCACAAUUUUGAAAUUACGUAGUCUCAACAAUUACUAUGGUACAACAAAAUGACAUUAUAAGAGAAAGGCAUUUUAAAAGCCAGUGGAACAGAUUAGUUUGUUCAUGUUGACUAAGAAGCUGAAUCAGUUCUCUAUUUUUAGUGAAGAUUUUGUGUAUCUUCAUCGAAGCAAAAUGAAGUCUCCUUACUAGUGUUAGACUUACCAGUCAAGCCUAAAUUGUGCAAGGAAAAUGAACUAUGCAGCAUUUUUUGUUUUUAAAAGUUUUUCUAAAACUGUAGGGAAAUACAUUCAGGGAUCAUUUCUAUAGUUCUUUACUUCUAGAGAAGUUAACUUGAAGGUGGUCUGCUGAGCAAACCAUGAGGAGUCAAGUGUUAUUUUCUGAGUGUGAACUGAGUGGGUAGCAAAAUGUAUCUGUUACUUACUAUUGAUGACCGUUCUGCCCUCCUUAUAUAAGAAGAUUGACAAGAGGAAACAGAGACUGAGUGGAGAGAUAAAAACAUCGGGGGGGUGAUCCUUUCUACUUUGGGUGGCGCACCAAUGAACAGAGUGAUUCCCCCAUAAGUCUUAAUAAUUCCUGUUUAUUCUCUACUUAACCUAAACUUUCAAAUAUACCUUUGGAAAUAAUCACUAGAAGCUUACUCUUUCUUAAGGCAAAAACAGAGCUUCUCGGGGAGCCUUCUUUUGCAGACAAACCUGUGUUCUAUGCUUUUUCUGCAUGCUCACAAAAUUAUACCAUACGCCCUUGCUAUACACUAAUACAUGAUUCCUCAUUUAUAUUCUCAUCAUUUCCUGACACGCCUUGGAAACUCAAGAGAAGAUAAUCUCUCAAAUGAUUUAUUCUUCUUCCCAGAGAACUUGAGUACUGCAAGGACAGAGAAGAAGAGACCCCAAUUCCUCUGUUAAUUGUGGCUUAUAUUUUUUGGGUCCCAAAAUGGAAUUAGCCAGUCAGUAGAAACCGAGGAGUAUGCAAGAUACUGUUUUAUAUAUAUAAAGUAUCAAUUUCCAUUUAGGACACUUGGCACCAUUUUUGCUGCUGUCACCUGAGAGCCAGCCUCCUUGUCUGCCUGCGGGCUGUGUUGUAAAAAUGUUACUGUCAAAUAAAAACCUGAAUAACAGCUGGAUCUGCAGGUGGAAUAUAAAAUGCCUAUUGACAGGGCUCCAUCUGGGAGCUAUGUUAAUAAAAUGGAUGCUUGUUCAUAAUAUUCUAAACGCUGAAUCUGAGAUCCCUGUAAAGUUGAAUGGAGAACUACAAAAGUUCAAAUUUACCAGCCUUUUAAAGAUAAAAGAAAAAAGAAUACACUCCUAUACUAACAUACUGAAUAUAUUUCUGUCUAUGAGGCUGUAAUUUGAAAUGCUGGUCACGAUCAAUAAUAUAAGAGCAGACUAAUUCUAUGUUGGCUAUUUCCCUUUUAAGAAGCCCUUGGAACUUGCUCUUUCAUUUAUCUUGUACACUAUAUUUUCCUGACCUUCCAAAUGUUUCUUCUUAAUUUUUUGUCUCUUGAGUAGGUGUGUCUGUGUCUUUGUGUAACUAACCUGUCACUGGGUGGAUGUUUUAAAUGGUUUGGGGAUAAUUAUGAGGGUAAAAUGGGGAGGAGAAGCAUCUACACCACCUUGAGCUCCAUAUAUAAAUGAAAUAAAUAAAUACAGAUAGUCCACAGUAUGCAAAUUGUGUAUGCUGUGCAAAUGUAAUAAUCUCGAAAGCUGUUGCCUUCAGAAUUCUUCAUGUGCUAUCAGAGCGUAUACUGGUCAGGUUUAAUCACGGCAUUGUUAUUUAGAAUCUAGACAACGAAUGAAUAGUGCAGAAGUUUUUCUCUUGAACUAUUGUAGUUACUGGCCAGUAAGUGAUUUGCAUUGAGCUGUCUUUACAGAUUGUGUUGUGUAAGCUCAUUUAGGAAUAUGCAGUGUGAUUAUUAUUUUUGGAUGCCAGCAAUACGCUGCUGCUGUUCCAUCCUUGCUUCAAUGCAAACUGGGGGGUUGGUGUUGGCAAUUCGUCCUCUGUGCAUCCUAUUCAGUGUCCUUUCUUUUCUAUUUGUAAUAUUUGUGCUGAAGUGUGCAUCAACAUUGAUGUCCAUGUUGUGUGAUCAGUGUACAAUUUACCGUAUUUUUUGCUCUAUAAGACUCACUUUUUCCCUCCUAAAAAGUAAGGGGAAAUGUAUGUGCGUCUUAUGGAGCAAAUGCAGGCUGCGCAGCUAUCCCAGAAGCCAGAACAGCAAGAGGGAUUGCUGCUUUCGCUGCACAGCGAUCCCUCUUGCUGUUCUGGCUUCUGGGAUUCAGAAUAUUUUUUUUCUUGUUUUCCUCCUCCAAAAACUAGGUGCGUCUUGUGGUCUGGUGCGUCUUAUAGAGCGAAAAAUACGGUAAUUAGCUGUGUCAGCUCAUGCUUGUUUGCCUACCGUAUUUAUCUGCUACUUUUCAGAUAAAUGUCACAGAGUAGUUUAUAUCAAGUCUGGGGAAUCUGUGGGCCCACCAGAUGUUCUUGGACUAGCUUCCAUCAUCUGUGGUCAUUGACAGUCCUGGGUGGGCAAUCAUAUCUGGUAUAUGGUUCCCUAGCCCUAACUUACAUAAAAUAUUAAUUCAGUAAGUACUACUAAAACUAUGUAAUAAAACAGUAAAGACAAGCAGCAGAAGGAGAAACUAUAGAGAGUCAAAUUUCCUCUCAGAGAAGGAUAUUAAAUAAAUGGUAUGUGUUUUGGUUUUCUUGUUUUCUGAGUAGAGUCUUGGGUUCACAAUAACUGGUUCAAGGAUCGUAUUGGGUUCUUGUUAUGUACCGUAGGUGGUCCCCACUCCAUUGUGUCCCCCCUCCACUAGCAUUGCCUCUGAUUCUUCUGCUGUGCUUGCGUUGGCCCACCAUUGUAGUGUCUUCAAACACUUUGCUGAAGCGUGACUUGUGAUGCUGCACAGGUGGAGCUGCAGGCAUUGCACUUGAUGCUGUUCACCCAGAAUGGAUGAGGCUGUUUAUCAUAGCUAUUAAUGGAAGGUGUUUAAUCAUUUUUGUCUAGAGUAAGUAGCUUAUUUUAUAAUUGGUUGUAGCAGAGUGAAUUAUUUCUUGCUUAAGAAGCAGGAAGCUAGAAGUCUAUGACUACUAAGCCUUAGCAUUUAUUUCUUUGUGCAGGAUUGCAUCCAGCUAAGUAACUGUGGGCAUGGAAUGGUUCUGUGAGCAUUCCAUGAGUGAAACUUUCCCUCCCUCUGCUCCCCUUGCAUAUACUCCAGAUCUGCUCUGGGGAUUCUUCCAACCCUUCGGGGCAGAUUAGUGGGUAUGGGGAGAAGAGGGAGUUAGUUGUUAAAUUUCUUCAAAUAUUACUUCUAAAUAUUACCUUUAUUUUAAUCACUUGAGAGAAAGAUGACUGGCUGUAGCUUUCAGUAGGCUGGUACCAUGUGUUUAUGUUUGUGUGCAUUUUAAACAAAUAGAUUAUAAAUUAUGUUCUAAAGCUUUACAUUGGAGAAGAUUCAAUUUGGUAAGUUUUUUCCUUAUUCAAUAGUUAUAUCAUGUGGCAUCUCAAUUCAGUCUUGGUAUAUAGCUACUACUAAAUAGUGGCAGGACCAUUGCCAACAUCAUUUACUGGUUAUCCAAAUGACCAGUUUUUCCCCGGCUCUGUGAACCAUUUCUCCUAUGCCUAGAAUGGAUCUUCUACCUUUUCUGUACCUAAAAUAGUUUUAAACCUAACUAAAUGCAGCAGAGAUCGAUUGCACUGCAAAAUACUGAUGCUAUAAAUUACAGCAGGUGCGGUUUAGUAUAUGAGGUGUGGGAAGAAAGAAGGAAUCCUAAUAGUUUAAAUAAUUCUGCCAUCUCAACGGACAUGUUAGUAAUUUUGAAAAGGUUAAGCAGAGAAUGGAAAGGCAUGAGAACACGAUAAGUCUUCCAUUCCCUUAUUAAUAAGAAAACCAACAUGAGCAUUUGGUGAAGACUAUAUUUAUAAUGCCUUUUAUGUCAGAAUAAAUGGCUUGGAGCAUGGUGCAGAAUCAAAAGGUGUUUCCAUCUCAUUGCUACAUGUGAGAAGAAAUUUGAAAGCAGGGCUGUAAAGAGAAUGCCAUAGCUGCAUUAUGUGUAAAUCAACCUCGUUGCUGUAGGUGCAUUAUGUGUAAAUUGCAUUGAAACAGUUCUUUAGAAGGAAAUUAGCAUAUAGGUGAUGAUGGUGAUGAUAAAAUCUGGGGUUUGCAACAGCUGAUCAUGUCAUUUCUGUGAAAUUUUGCUUGGGUAGUUACUUUUGUUUAAGGAUUUUUGAAAAAUUAACUGUUGCUCUUGCAGUAGGGCUCUUUUUUGUGGAAGCUGACUUGUUGGUAUGGGAAGCAAUUGUUCUGCUCAUAUAAAGCACGUGUACAAAAUGACGCUUCCCAUACCAACAAGUCAGCUUCCACAAAACGGAGCCCUACUGCAAGAGCAACAGUCCCCAUCUGACCUGCUGACCCAUGCUACUGUACUUAACAGGGAAAAGACAAAUUCUUAAUACAGAACAUAAUACUGAUUUACUGGCCAUGCCUUUAGUAAAUCAUGGGCGGUGAAGCUGUAUGAUCCCCGCAGUUCUCAAAUGGAAACAUUUGAGAAGCAUAUACUUCUUUCUAAACAGAUAACAGCUUGUUGUUUCCUUCAUUUACAGUAAAGUUGUUUCUUUGGGGCUUUUCUGUCAGCUCUUGCUUACUUGACAAGGUGAUGAUGAUACAGCUUUCACAGCUUCACCUUUAGUGUGCAGUGAAGGUGAAUUGUUUUUAAGAGGGGGAAAACGCUGAAUCCCUUAGCACAGCUUAUUGGAGUUGUCUCUCUGUCUUAAUGGAAAUGGUAGUCACUGUUUCCAAAUUCCUUUCUUCUUCCCUUCCCCCUUCCAAAGGCUUUCAAGUGAAUAAUUUCUAUAGAUUUAUUUGAAUACUGCCAUUUUUUGAGAUUUUUCUCCUUGUGCCGUUGACACUUGUGCCGUAAAUCACUAUGUUGCUAGGCAAAAAUAGAUUUGGAGAGGCACAUUUGUACAGGAUCUUGUUUGCCAUUUCAGCAUAUCACAUUAGUUAUCAUCUGAUGUAAGUGAAGCUGUGCUUCUUUCUUCCUCUCAUGGUUUCAGUAGGGCACAGGCAUGACAUAUUUGAAAAAGGUUGAAGAGUUUUCUGUAUAGUGCACUCUACCGGGUAGUUGGCUGUUCAGCCAGGUACCCAGCUCAACAACUGUGUGUCUUCGAGCCAAGUUUGUUACAUGUGUAGUAAACACACAGAUGUUGUUCUUUGAUGGAUGAAUGGUGUGUACUUGGCAAAAAAUCACUUCCUUUGUUUACUAUUUGAUAAACAAAUAGCUAAAGAAAAAGAGAAGAGUGCAAUUAAGCAGAUGUUUCAAGUGCUUACAUGUAUAUUACAUUUUACCUCAUUGGCUGUUUUUAAGAAUAGCAUUUCAGCUCUUACCAUUCCACCCAAGUUGGAGCUAAUUCUGUAGAAUUAAGCAGCAAUUGAAGCAGUGAGGGGAGAAAAUGUAACUGCAGACAACCUUCAGCAUGGUUCUCAGUUAUAUUUUGAUUUUAAGCUAGAUAUCCUGUAGCUCAUGCUGCAAAAAUAAUAUCCAUAAUUUAGGGCUCCGUGUUGCUAUGGCUCAGGGAUCGCUCCCAACACCACAAUCUACCAGCUCUAUAGCCAUGUUCCCUGCUAUUGAUAGGAGUCUAAUAGGGUGGAAAUGCAAAUGGAGCUGCAGGCAGAAGCCAGUUUCUGAGUUUCUGUUUGUUUUUCAUGCUGGUGUGUAAUCGAGGAACUGAGGUGUGUCUGAAUAGUAACAGCAACAAAUAAAGUUGAAAAAUAUUAUUUGUUACUAAAAUAUUUUGCUUUCGGCACUUAAUGAAGUGAUUCUUGUUGUCUAACAAACGUUAGCACUCAAGGCAGUUUAAUAAAAAUAAUAACAAUGUUGAAGGCAAGGAAAGUCUGAAGCAGAAGCAUGUCCUACAGAUCACGCUGGAACAUAAUUAAUGCUUUUAAAAUGUGGUGCCAGAAAGAAGAGCUUAGCAACAGCAGUGUGAAGUACAGUAGGAAAGCACCUUAUUAGCAGCUGCUUCUUUGAUUGUUCAGUCAUAUACUUGGAGGAGACUAAAAAGAAAUCUUGCCUAAAUUCCUGUCACAACAUUGUGCUAUCUACUUGCUUAGCGUCCUGGCAAAUCAGCUUAAUGCAAUUCAUAUACAGUGGUACCUCGGGUUAAGUACUAAAUUCGUUCCGGAGGUCCGUUCUUAACCUGAAACUGUUCUUAACCCGAACCACCACUUUAGCUAAUGGGGCCUCCCGCUGCUGCUGCGCCGCUGGAGCAUGAUUUCUGUUCUCAUCCUGAAGCAAAGUUCUUAACCCGAGGUAAUAUUUCUGGGUUAGCGGAGUCUGUAACCUGAAGCGUAUGUAACCCAAGGUACCACUGUAUUAGUGUUCUACAAAGUGAAAGCACAUUAAAGUAAAUGCAGGGCCCCAGUAGCACUGGGUGAAUAAAAAAUGCCAACCUACACAUUUCGCCCUGCCUCAUACAUUUAGCUGGGGGCACCACUGAGCAAGUGACCGUAAGUUUGUUCGUUCCCUCAGCCUAAUAAGCACCUCUAUGAACCGUCCAAUCACACACAGUUCCUUUUUUUUUUUUGAGGGAGAGAGAAGCCAAACAAACUCUGUCUCCAUGAGACACUGAAGUGGAACACCUGGGUUACAUUGAAGAUUAUUUUGUGGGGAUGAGGUGCCCUUGUAGUUUUUCCACCAUACUGUUUCAGCUUGUACCUCCCCCCCCCCAAAUGAAUCAGGCUUAUAAGACAAGACAAAGCAAUUCCUUUCAGCUCUUUAGUGUCCCUCAAUAUUUGUCCUGCUACAAAUUUCCCUCUAAAAUAUGUGGUAACAACAUCUGAACAUGACAGAAUUCCAUCCACAAGCUGUGACUUCUUGCAAUAGUUAUGUGACUGCAGAGGUACUUAACCUUUGAUAAGCCUUUAGCGUUUAUAUAUGGUGCUAUUUAGAUUUAGUUAUUGAUUUAAUUCCAUUUCUGAGUUUCCUAAUAAAAGUUUUCACUGGGUGACAUGCACAGUGAAGUCAACAAAGUUAAAACAGAACAACUUGAUAAUCUUAUAUUGGCAAAACUGUUCCUAAUUAUUAUUUUCCUUUCAGCAACCCACGGUUUCUGAUGAUUGCUCUAGCCUAUGCUAUACCAUUGGGUGUUUUCUCGGGAUGGUCUGGUGUUCUAGACUUGAUAUUAACCCCAAAGGACAUAAGCCAAGUAUGUAUAUGUGUAUAUUGUUUAGCUUAGCUUAUGCAUCAUAGGCAAAAUACUGGUUUUGCUACUGGUAACUGAACCAACCAAGCAGGAUGCACUGGAGACUAUGUCCUGCUUUUGUAGUAAAAGUGUCAGCGGGUUGGAGUUGAAAUAGAUGCUGAAAACAUUUGCAGAUAACAGAGGCUAAGGAAAAAGGAUAACACUGGCGUCUUUUGAAAUGCGUGUAUUAACAUUUUUAAAAACUAAAUCCUGUAGAAAUCUAGGAGGGAAAUGUUAUCAAGUGAAACUAAUUGGCAAUAGAUUUGAGUUAGACAAAAGGAGAUAUUUAAUCAAACAUCACAAAAUUCACUUAUACUAUUUGCUGCCACAAGAAAUGGUGACUGUCAUUGUCUUAGAUGACUUUGAAAAGGAGAUUAGACAAAUUAAUGGAGAAUAGGUCUAUCAAAGGUGAAAUAGAACUACAGAGUGCUGUACCUCUGAAUUCUAGUGGGUAUUUGCUUAUAGUAAAUACUAUCAUGGUUACUGUGCUUGAAAUAACACAGUGUUGUUCACUCUUAAAUCUUUUCUAGGUGGAUGCAGGUUGGAUUGGAUUUUGGUCUAUUGUAGGAGGUUGUAUUGUUGGCAUAGCACUGGCAAGGUAAGUAUCACAGUCUUACUUCAUUUUAUUUUUCUUCAUUGCAAUUGUCUUUUAGUUAUACUGAAACAAUACCCCUCAGGAUCAUUUCCUGUCAUCUAUGACAAUUGUAAAAGAAGAAAUGCUUUUCUGUGGGGGGGGGGGGAAUAGGUUCAUCUUCUAGCAUAGCAAUUUGUGUGUUUCAUGAUCUUUUUAGGCAGUGACUGCUGGAAAUUCCAUUUGCUCAGUCAUCAAACUGAGCAGUUCAUAUUAUUGUGUUUGACAAGUGCUCCCUAUCCACUCCAUCCAAAGGUGGAAAGAACCACUUAGGUAAAAUAAUCAAGGAACCAUCAGUGGGGUUUUCCUACCUGUUUGCUUUCAGCUCCUCCAUUACAGAUGUGAUGGAUUCCUCAACAGAAUAGUUAGAGAAAUUUGAUAGCUCUGAUGUCAUGUUGAGGUUUUUUGUUUUAGAGAAGAAAAGUAGGGCUUACGAGGUGCAGUUAAUUUACAAGUUCUCUGAUUUAUUAACUGCUCAGAGAUAACAAACCCAAAUAUUACACUGUGGUUUGAUGCUGGUGUGGUAUCAUAUUUUGUUAUCCUUACUAUGGGGGAAAAAUUGGUAGAGCAUCUAGCUCAGCUGGUAGAGACUCUUAAUCUCAGGGUCAUGGUUUUGAGCCCUACACUGUGCAAAAGAUUCUUGCAUUGCUGGGGGUGGACUAGUUGACCCUUGUGGUCCGUUCCAGGUCUACAAUCCUCUGAUUCUGUUAUCCCCUUGCCUAUAGAGUCUUCUUAUAAGGGUUAAGAAUUGAGUCUCUUGAUGCCACUGGUGCUUCAAAUCCACAAGUUCUUUUGAGCUGGGGCUCCCCCAUAUUAUCAGGUCCUACAUCCUGUAUAAGACUUUGUCCUCCCAGCCCUUGUGGAAUUGGGCUCCACAAAAAUUCUUCUAUUGCUGUGGAGUUCGAAAAUGAUUUCGUAGCAGUUACAAAAGACAUUAAAAGAGUAUUCUGAGACUGAAAGCAAGUUUUAUGUUUUAAAAAUUAAUCUACUACAAAAGGUCAAGAUUUUACAUAAUAGGUCUGAGUCAGCAGAUAUGCACUAGCAUCAUCUUAUGACUAGAAGAGGAUGGCCUUCCAAGCUCAGUUUAAGAGCACAAUAUAAUUUAUGAGCAGAAGAAGGAGCUUCCCAGUAUUUAAAAGCGUCUAUAGAAGCUUGGAAAUAGUUUUUAACAUGAUAUAGGAGAUUACUGUUAUUGAAUGGAUGUUGGCACAUUUUGGGUUGCUGUUCUGUGUCUUAAAUCCCAUGGCUGUCACGAGUUCUGCUCUCUCACCUCUGGAAUCUUUUUUAGUAUCUCCUCCUAUUCAACAGCCAUUGCUUAUUUGUACAUGUUUCUGGAAACUUAAUGUAGAAAUGAAGUUGAACAGAUUUAAUUAGAGAGUGAAAUCUGUUGCCAAGAUUAGAUUGGCCAUAUUUGAACAUUAGAAAAAUCCUUGGGGGUUUGUGACUAGACUGUAUUGUGGUGAGCCUUAGGUUCUUGUAUCUCCCUCCUUCACUCAAAACAGAUUUGAAGCUUCCCAUACUGGUUUGUAACUGUCCUGCCUCAACAGGUGUGGACUGUGGGUGGGCCCAAGCCCUAGAAUCCAAGGAGGCCAAGGCUUCACACACGAGAUUGCCAAAGAAGACAUACAGAGACAACCAGGGUGAUUCACAAGUAUUUAGCCUAAUUUGAAAACUUAAUCCAGUGUCAGGAACAGAGGAGAUCUAGUCUAGGCAAAAGAAGUCAAGGAGUCUGGCGUUUGGGAGCUUGAAGAGCUGUGUUUUUCUUCAGCAACUGUGAAGCUCAAGGAAGGGGCUGAUAAAAUCUGGCCUACCAGGCUGAGCCUAAUCCCAGGCUGGUGUUUGAGGGCAUUCUAAGAGCCCUUUAUUUCAAGGAAUACCUUUACCCCUAAAAAGGGGUUUACUCUUGAGUUGUUCUGUGACUGUGGGCUUUUGGGCACCUACUUAGUUGUGCACCUGUUGCCUGGACUUGAAUAUUUAGGCACCUGUACUCAAGGUGAGGAGGGAUAUCUCAGCCUCUCCCUCAGACUCUACUAGGGGUUUAUGGCACUCUGACCCUAACGGCCCCUCAACAGGAUUCUGUAGAGGCUCCCUUUCAAUUCUAAGGAUCUUCAGUACUGACGGAAGGAAAUCUCAUCUGCUUCUCCCAGUCUUCAGACAGCUGGAGGUCCAGUUUGUCCCCUGUGGAUUCUGUUUUCUGGACUGGGGUUGGGCAUAGCAAUAACAAACUUCAGUUUCUUGCUUCAUCUGAGCUAUUUAUUUAUUGGAUUUAUAUACCACCUGUCAUCAAAGGAUCUCAGGGGGGUUCACAAGAUAAAAAUGCAGCAUAAAAACACAAAUAAGUAGCUUAAAGGUUGUGGAGUAUUAAUCAGCCAAAGGCCUGGUUGAAGAGGAAUGUUUUCACCUGGCUCCUAAAGAUGAAGGUGCUCUUAAAUUGGCAAACCAUUUUCUAGUCUUAAGAUGACUAGUGCAGAUAUGCUGACUUCAUGUAAAUCCUGACCUUUUGUGAUAGAUUGAUUUGUUAAAUAUGUAGCCUGGUUUCAGCCUCAUAAUAUCCUUUUAAUGUCUUCUGUAGCUGCUACGAAAUUGGUUGCAAAUUCCAUAGCAUUGUAGAUAUUCUGUGGACCCCAGUGUUGCCUCCUUCAGCCUAAUCAUUUCUACUUUUUCAGAAAAAGCUAACUGACUGUUGCCAGAUAUCUCUUUCUGAUUAAGUAGCUUUAUAGUUUCAAACAUAGGGUUUUGGGCACACAAGGAGCGGCGGUUUGCCACUUUUGAUGGAUGACUGCCCCCUUUUAGGCCUACUCAGCAGUUAUCUAUGUACAGUUGAAUCAAUGUCUGUGCUGACUAUAAUUUGCUGAAACUUGUAAUUAGGAAAAUUAGCUAAUGAUUCUUGUCAAGUGUGACAGGCUCAUGUAUUUCAAAGUCAGUCCUGUGACUUACCAGGCAGGCAGCCUGGUACCUAUUGUAAUAGCUCAGUGUGGGGGUGCUUUGUGUUCUACCAGCUGCUAAUUUUCUUACAUCAAGCGUUUCCUUUUAGGAACUAUAGUGUAGCUUUGCUUCCUCCUAGUCUCUCAGUUCCUCCUUUCAUCACACUUAAAUCUCAAUAUAAUUUCACUCUGCUUAUGAACAUUAUUUACCUGCUAUCUGAAAUAUGUAAAAGAAACUAUAUUCAAGUGUCCUUCCCAUUUUCGAUGAUGCACAAGCUGUCAUUUGGAUGCCAAACUAUCUCUGCAAGCUGUAGAAAUGUUUUUGCGGGUGUUAACAGAAUCAUGCCUGUCAAAGGAAGGCACAGUUGGAAAAUAAGUUCUCAAAUUUCAUUAUUUUGUUACCCGUAGUGUACCGUGUCUUCCUUCACAUGAGAUUUAUGCCCUUGAUCUUGCCACUCCAAGCCCCAGACCAGGAGCGUUGAGAUAAUUUAUAUGGCAUGUUUAUGAUUGAAGAGCCUUCAAUAUUUUAUGCAGCUGGCGGAUAUUGCACCCUUUCCUUAGCAGUGAUAGACUAGACUGGUGGUGGGGAGGGGAGAAAAAUCAACUUCAAACAGUGACAAUCUCAUGUUUUUGUUUUUUUUAAAUCUGCAGAGCAACACAAAUCAACCUCUCCCCCCACCCCCCGACAUUUUUCUUGUUGCAUUCACUAAUGAUAAGAGAUAUUUUUCAGAUUUUGUCCUUCACAGCUCAGAAUUUCCUUCGUCUUUUAAACAGCAGCAAAGUCAAAAUGCAGCAACUUUGUAGCAUGGUGUAAUUUCAGUAGCAAUGAGCAGCAGAGUUGGCAGCAGGAGGCCCCAUUAGCUAAAGUGGUGCUUCAGGUUAAGAAAAGUUUCAGGUUAAGUACGGACCUCUGGAACGAAUUAAGUACCGUAUUUUUCGCCCUAUAGGACGCACUUUUUCCCCUCCAAAAAAUGAAGGGGAAAUCUGUGUGCGUCCUAUGGGACGAAUACAGGCUUUCGCUGAAGCUUGAAGAGUGAGAGGGGUCGGUGCGCACCGACCCCUCUCGCUCUCCAGGCUUCAGGAAGCUAUCAGCAAGCCUGGGGAGCCCGCGGGAGUUCCCGCAGGGCUCCCCAAGCUGCGGAUAGCAGCUUGCCGCCCGGCGCGGGGCGCCCUGAAGCAGAGCGCCCUGCGCGCCGGGCAGACAUCAGCCAGCCCCACAAGCUCGGGGGACAGCGGGGAGGCGCAGCGCCGCCAUACCGCUGUUCCCUGACCUGGUUUGGGGGGGGGGAAAUAAAGGAAAUUUUUUUUCCCCUUUAUUUCCCCCCCAAAAAACUAGGUGCGUCCUAUGGGACGGAGCGUCCUAUGGGACGAAAAAUACGGUACUUAACAAUUUGGCUAAAGUUUACAGAAUUUGUGAAGGGUUUGUUAAUUGUGAUUUGUGUUCCUUUCAGGUUUGCCGAUUUUAUCCGGGGAAUGCUGAAACUUAUACUGCUUCUGCUAUUGUCAGGAGCAACUUUGUCAUCCAUCUGGUUCACUUUGACGUGUUUAACAACUGUCAGUCAUCUUCCUUUAACUACAGGUAUGCUAAUGCCCAGCCUUGUCAAAUAAAUGGUUUUGGUAGCGGUUCUUAGAUAUGUGAGAUGUUGGAAAAAUAGGUUAUCUUGCAGAUUAAUUCUCAAUAAACUGUUUUAAUUCUGUGGUGCUGCUGGGCAGGGGAGAUUAGCAUACAUUGUGGGAUUUUUAUUUUAUUUUUUUGCAGUCACUUCUGAACCCCCAGUGCUACAAUGUAACUCAAGCCGCUUUGUAAUGUAUAAUGAAGCAGAGGAGACAGCUGUCAGAAUUGACAGUGUAAGACCAAUUCACAUAUGCAAGACUGGACUCUUGAAAUCUUCACGUCCAUUGACUGAAGUCAUUAUGUCCAUUGAUUUCAGUGAGUCUACUAUGAGUAUGACUUAUUCAGAUACAACCCAUACAUUAAGCUGGAAGAACUCCCUGUGUCACCAUAAACAAGUUAAAAGAAAAGAAAGGGCAAUAAGAAACUGUAAUUUUAUUUAGUGAUAUAAAGCCAACAAGGGGAAUUUUGAAGUUCAUUAAACUGACGUGUCUUUGACAAGGUUUUCAAGACUCCUGUUAGCUGGCUAUAAACAUUGGUUAAAACAAGUGAUUAAUUCUAACCCUUUAGCCCGACCUGCUUGGAAUUCCAGUGGAUAAUAGUGUGUUUUGUGGUUACUUAUCUGGGAACACAAGCAUGUAGGGAAAUAAUAAGCUUGUAAUACGUCCAACUAAUUAACUUGCCAUUUCCCCUUUACUUGUUUUGUUAUACCCCCUUUGUAUAUUACAAUAGGUAUUAUGUACGAAGUACAGGUUGUCCAUAGUAAUGUUAAGUCAGACAAAAAGUAUAUGUGGUUAUUUAGUUUUGAAUUAGACUGGGCGAGCAUUUCUGAAAUUUCUUUGUUUUGAUAUCAUAGGCUUCCCCUACUCUACGCUACCCAUCACUUCAUCCCACUUUUUUUUGCAGGGGUUGGGUGGGUUCUCAUACCUUCUUGUAUCUAUAUCUUGGGGAGAUGCUUGAACUGAAAUCCCGGAUGGAAAUUCAGUAUAUCUGUAUAGUAACUAAACUUCACACCACAUAUACAUAUCGUCUAAUAAUAUUAGACAAAUUCUUGGAGUAUAAGGCUGUCAGUGGCUACUAACUGUGAUGGCUGUAUCCUACAUGCAAGAUCAGAGAUGGCAUGCUUCUGAAUAUCAUUUGUUGUGGAAUAGCAGCAGGAGAGUGCUCCCAGGCUCAUGACUUCCUUGUGGGCUUCCUAAAGACACCUGAUUGAUCAGGUGGGAAAACAGGAUACUGAACUGGGCAUUCCUUUCAUCUGAUCCAGUCAGGCUCUGAUUUUGUACAUAUUCGUACAGUUGGUAAGGUGGUUGUUCUUGGGGAGGAGGUGUUAGUGAAAGAAGCUGUGCCAUGUUGUAUUGCUGCAUUUUCUGUUGUGCUCUCUUUUUCUUCCUCAUCAUUGUUUUUAAACUAGUCUUCCGCUUUUGUGGCUUAGUCACUGCUCAUUUCUGUUUGCUUGCUUUCCUUCACUUAUUCUCAGUCCCUAUCCCACUGGAGCUCACAUUUGUUCCCAUUCAGUUUACUGAAACAUGAAGUCGCUUUAUUGGACUUAAGAGCUGAUAAUCCUUAAGAUGGGUAGCCAGGAGUUUAUGACUUGGUAGCCUCUGCCUGAAGCUUUGUGCAAAUCCAUUCAUCCAUUUAAAACAUCAGCUUCUGUUCUCCUGUUUGGAAGCUUUUUCUUCUAAAAAAGAAGGCUUAGAAGAUUUUAAUUUAAACUGAGAGGUGCCACUACCUGAAUGUGUUUUAGAAGUUGCACAUAUGCUUAAAUCAGAUCUGAGAGGAUUGGAGAGGCUUGAAACUAUCUUAAUAAACCUUGGAAGACAAGUCUUUGGUUUGAUGCUGUACUCUCUGUUCUGGAGAGGAGCACUGAGGAGCACUGUUGGUUUGAAGCUGAUGUGCUACACCUGCUGUAACUUCUGUAGCCACAGAAAUUGCCUCCCCCCAGCUCUGCCAUUGAACUUAAAUUAAUGAACGGAGCUUUCAUAGAGUACCCUCUCUAUAUAAAUAUAACUCUGUCUUAUUCAAAUUAACUUUGAGACUCCCAAAUUGUCCUUGGUGCAUAGCUAUAAACCAGAAAUGAGUACAGCAUAUUGAAAUAGAUGUCUGGUUGAGAGGAAAUACCACCAGAAUUACCGAAACUAUAAAUUCCAUUUGGUGUAUCCUUUGAUCUGUGUUUCAUAUUCUAAAAUAAUCAGCUCUGAGAUAUUUUUUUAAUAAGGCAAGAAAAGUAUUUUUAAUACCUGAACAAAUCACGCGUUGCAGAAGCUGCUGUCUCUGAGAUGGCAAAUCCUUGCACCAUUCUUCCCGAUCAGGAGUGAAGAGAUACAUUGAGAGUUUUCCCCUUUGUGCUUGUCUGCACUGUUAUCAAAUGCAGGUAGUAAAAUAAAUUGUAAUGAAAAGUGAAACUGUCUGAAUUGAUGCAGCAGGAGCAAACUUAUACAUUCACUUCAGUUCUUAUUUACUGAGAUAAAAGUGGACGGGCUUCAGCAGGUGAAAAUCACCUCCGUCUCCCUCUGUCUCUGUUUCAUGCAAAACCCACUGAUCCAAAACAGAGCUGGUAGAUCAAGUUUAUAUUUUGCCAGUCUCAAAUCGCUGUUUUCAGAGAUUUCAGCACACACAAAACAUGAUUGCCUGAGAAUAACAACAACCUCUAUAUUUUUUUCUUGGUUCUUGUAGCAUUAAGUUGCAUUGCUUUUUUCCUAGAAGACUGCUGUGACUGUAGAGAUGACAGAUAAUCUCUCAAAUGGAUUUGAUAGCUUUUCAUUAUUAAAAGCUUUUUUGGCACCCUCCUUCAAGGCUGAAGGGAGUUGGUGUCUUGGAAAAGAGAAUAUUGGACUGUGUUUUAGUAAACCAGGUCAGUGGCUUACUUGGUCAGUUCCAUUGUCUAUGUAACUUGCUUAGUGAUUUCUGGUCUAAUAGGGAUGAGCUUGGUUUCUGGAAGGUUUGUUCCUUCUGUCUGCAUGAUAGUGUCCAUGUCCCCAGUUUAUUGUCACAUCUUAACCAAUUUGACAUGCAUGCUACCAUGAAUGUAUAUGCAUGUAAAAUGGCAGGGGUUUUGAGGUACAGGGAAAGAGGUAGUAAUUUGUGGAGUUGAAAGAUAAUUUUUAUAUGUUUUGUGAGGCUAUUUCUGUCAAAUGGAUUAAUGAAAUAAAUGAAUUUGGCUUGCUUCCUUUGCCUCAGGUGCAGGGUGUCUUUCCUGCAAUCCAACAGCAUUACUUUGUGAUUCUUUUGGAUGUAAUGUCUAUACAAGUGUGGGAUAGCUCAGUCAGUAGAGCUUGAAACUCUCAAUCCCAGAGGGCUGUGGGUUCGAGCCCCACGUUGGGUGGAAGAUUCCUUCAUUGCAGGGGGUUGGACUAGAUGACCCACGUGGUCCUUUCCAACUCUAGUUCUUUGAUUCUAUGAAAAUGGACAGUAGACUGGAUGUACUUAGGUCAAGGCCAUAUUUUAGGGAGUAGAGGAUCUUAGAAACCUUCUCACAAAGUAAAUUUAAUUGCAGACCAAAUCAGGCUGAUGUGAGGGUCAUGAAGUGUGCACAACCAUAGGCUACAGCACAGUUUCCAAGACUCUUGGCUUGCAGUGUUUCUUUAUUAUGCUAGGAGCCACUGGUGCAGUGCAGAUACUGUAAACUACAACUCCCAUCAUAUCUUACCAUUGACCAGGGUGGCUGGAGCUGAUGGGAGAUGUAGUUCAAAACAUUUAGAGGGCAACAUGUUUGCUUACAUCCCAUGCAAAUUAUCUAAUGCUUUGUGAGAAUGAUCCUAUGCCCAUGUGGUUUAACAAAUCCUGCCCCCACACUCAGUUGCAGAUUUCUUUUUCAUAGUGAACAUAUUGACUACCAUUCUUUCCAGUCUUAUGGAACUAAGGAUGGAAUUUGGUGUUGCACUGUUAGAAAUCAGCUUGUCAGAUGAAACAAUCCCCCCUUCCCUGUUCUGGGGGUUCUUGUGACCCCCGGAGUCAAUUUCAAGGGGGCGGGGGGAAUUCCCAUUGCACAAGCAGAAGCCGUUCCUCAGGGCUUCUGCUGAUGGGGUUCAUUAGGUGAAUUCUGCCAACGAUCUUCCUUAUUUUUUCAUACUAGUUUGGGUAUUUUAUAUUUGUGACCAAAAACUUGAGAUCAUAUGCUAGAAUGAAAGAUUAACAUUUGGUAUGACAUGUAAUUUUAUCCCCAUAGGCAAAAAAAGUGUCUCAUAUCUGUGACUGACACAAGUUUGUUGGCCUGUCAGUUACAAGUUGAUCCCAUCCAAAUUUCUGUCACAUUCACUUAAUUUUAGUUAAUUGUAAGAUUAAUCUUUUCAGGCUAGGUAUCAGUAUGCAUAAUAAGUUGUCUUCCCAUAGAGCUUGUGGGGAAUGAAAACUAGAGAACCUUUCACAACAAGAAGGUGAUCUCUUCCUUUGGCAUAGCAAGCAGCCUUUGUUUCUCUUUCAUUCUUCAGGAUCCAUGUCUAGAGAUUAUUGCUAAUAUCAAUAUGGCAUGCCAACACAAUAAAUCUUCAGGUUCUAAAAGCUGUUGUAUUCUUGUACGCCAGUACAUGUUUUAGCACUUGGCAUGAUGUUUUCUAAAGCAGAAUCCAUUAGUUAGAGGUCAGAUUCUUAUUUUUAGGUUCAAUCAUAGAAUUGUAGAAUCUUAGAGUUGGAAGGGACACCAAGAGUCAUCUAGUCCAACCCCCUGCAAUGCAGGAAUAUCAGCUAAAGCAUUCCUGACAGGUGGCCAUCCAACCUCUGCUAAAAAACCUCCAAGGAAGGAGAGUCCACCACUUCUCGUGGGAGUCUGUUUCCCUGCUGAACAGCUCUUACUGUCAGAAACUUUUUCUGAAUGUUUAGUUGGAAUCUCCUUUCUUGCAACUUGAAGCCAUUGCAACAUUGAAAUGGAAACACCCAGCCUUUUCUUGCUGCGUUUGCUAGAGACAAAGUUUGCCUAUUUCAAACUUAACCACAUAGCAUUUUAAAUACACAAACAUAACUUUUUAUGUACGUUGAACUUACAUCCUUAAGAUGAACUUCAUGAUUUUUAGACUUUUUUAUUGUGCAACUGAAUAUUAUAUGGAUGCAAUGCAUUCUCUUGAUUUAUAUAUUUGUAUAGUUUUGUUCUGAAGCUCCUGUCUCACAUCCACACUAUAUGAUAUAAGGAUGAAAGCAAACCAGCUAUUUAAGUGCUAAUUUAUAGGGCUUUGUGUGGUCUCUUUAUUCCUGACCAUAACUAUGCAAUAUAAUGGCGACCUUUGUGCUCUGGAGUAAUUGAGGGAAAUGGCAUGAUUUAAUUGGUUUGGUUGAACUUAUUCUUUUUUCUGUUAAUUAAAAGUUCCAGGGUGUGUAGCGUGUAGCUCAGAUAAAGUGUGGGAGUUCAAAUGCAGGGCAGUGCUUGGUGACACUCGGGCUUUGGGGAAGGAAUGUGAGAUGGCUGGUUAAGAAGUCAGAGCUGGUUCAGCAUUAAUGCCAGAGCAGCUUUGCAUUGACAUUGGAGGUUGCACAGGGCAUUGGCAAUCUUUUUUAAACGAUGAAGAGGGAAUACACUGUGUAUAACGAAAGCAGUUUAUCCAUGUGUCCAAGUAUCUAAUUUAGCAUUCCCAGUAAUACUUCACAUUCUCAGGGCAAUUGUAUGUACUCCAAUAAUUUGAUAAUGGUACUUGGUGUAUGGGGAGAAAGCAAAGUCAGAAGCAGCCAGAUCCAAAUUAGUUUCUAGGUUAUACUUCCGAAGGGCUGCCUAUCCAUCAGGUUUAGGUAAACAAGAACUUCCAAUGGUAAGGCUUGUAAGUCACUGCAAACCUGCAGCAUGGGACUUUUUGUCCCUUUCCUGUAUCUCUGAGAAAUUCCUUAUUGUUCUUAUAGUACAUCCAUCACUCUCACUGCUCAGAAUAUGCAAAUGUUUGCAUGAAUAUUUCAGCAAUGAAACUGCAGCUAGAAGUACUAUUCUGCCAAUGCUACAUGUUUUAGAAAGAUAUAACAUCAAACUAAAUCUCUCACAUUAUCAGGCUGGUUUCAUAAGCUUUUGAUUGGAACCACCUGGAGGAGCCUUCUAGUAGAAAAGGUGAGUGGCUUGGAAAGUUCUUACGAUGAGACCUUGAGUUAUACUCCUAGUCAAGCAUACUAGUUAACCAAAUAGAUCAACAUAAACAUUAUUUGUAGGAUUAUGCUGAAUGUUCUCUCAUUUCAGUUUUUAAGUAAAGCAGUGCUUUCAUGAUGGGCAAAAUAUACCUGCCCAGAGAAAAACAACCUUAUGUAUGUUCACAUUAUUUUGAACCUCUUAGCAACAAAUGGGGAGAAACAAAUGGCAGCUGUUUGUGCCUUUUUUCCUUUAUAGAGGGAUUUAUUUAGGUCUUCUUUUUCCUUCAUAGAGCCAUUCAUAUAAUGAAUGGGUGACAAUGCUAUGUAGCCAAUGUGUUUUGCUAUGUAGCUAAUGUGUUACUAUUUCUGAUAAUCCCAAGUAGCUAAUAUUACUAAGCAAAAGCAAAUCAAAGUCAGUUCAUAGUGCUGCUUCUUUGAUUACUCAAAUGGUGAGUUUAGCUGAGGGAUCACAUCCUACAGAACAGAAUUGCAUCAUGGUGCUGCUGUGAAUCCAGUCAUACCUAGCUACAUGUUGAUGUUUGUGAGGGAACACAAAUCUCAUCCAGAGUGAGAGGGUAGCAGUUCCUGAAUAACUGAGGAAUUCGGUCCACUUUUGAAGCAACCACUGAAACAUUGCCUAAUGCAUGGAGAAAGCUUUUAAUACUGGCAAAAAUGUUUAACAAAAAAUAUCCCUACUUAGAACAUAAAGGGGGAUUAAAUGAGAGACAGAGAGAGAGAGAGAGAGAGAGAGAGAGAGAAACUGGCUAAAAGCAACACUACUGAAUGAAGGCUACUAUGGGUACAAUCCAACCCAAGUAAAGUCUGUUUACGUCUAAUUGAUUUUAAUGAGGCAGACUUAAGUCUUUGAUUACUUCUGUUGAAAUAAAUUAGACUUAGAAUUAGUCAUAUUUGUGCUUUUAUUUGUGGCCUUGCAAUGUAGUUUGCAUUGCAAUGUAGAGUCAUCCUCUUAAUUUUUUCAGUGGUUUGGAAUUCCAAAGGACAUUCCGUUGUCCUUGAUCUGCUACUGUUAAGCUCAUUGGCUCAGCUGUGAUAGAGACAGAUCUCCUCUUUCAGUUCCGCCAUAGUCUUCCUUCCCUUUGUCUAUGGGAGAAACAGUAACAAACUCUGCACCCCAAGGCAGCUUCAGUCAGCUAGCCAUUGGCAGAGAGCUGACAGGCCCUGCAAUUUCCAGCAGUAGCUGUGCCACCAGAGGCCAUGUGAAGUGGCUCAUAGUCAUGAAUCAUCCCUUCCCUACAGCAGUAACAGCCAAGCUGAAACUGUGCUGAAUCCUACAGGUGAACUCUUUGGCUUAACUGCUGCCAUUCUCUGCUGGACUGCUUGCCUCAGAAGGUCUGCUCCUCCUUUCAAACUUGUUAAAGAGUUAGAUCAUGCACAGAGAACCCUUAUAAUCCACUGUCACUUUUAAACUGUCCAAGCAAAGUACACUAGUAAGACAUGUGGCGGGAGACAGUGUGUUUCUGAAGAGCAGUGAAGGGAACGCAGUGGAUGUAGCCUACCUUGAUUUCAGCAAGGCAUUUGACAAGGUGCCCCAUGAUAUUCUUGUAAAGAAGCUGGUAAAAUGCGGUCUUGACUAUGCUACCACUCAGUGGAUUUGUAACUGGCUGACUGACCGAACCCAAAGGGUGCUCAUCAAUGGUUCCUCUUCAUCCUGGAGAAGAGUGACUAGUGGGGUGCCACAGGGUUCUGUCUUGGGCCCGGUCUUAUUCAACAUCUUUAUCAACGACUUGGAUGAUGGACUCAAGGGCAUCCUGAUCAAAUUUGCAGAUGACACCAAACUGGGAGGGGUGGCUAACACCCCAGAGGACAGGAUCACACUUCAAAACAACCUUGACAGAUUAGAGAACUGGGCCAAAACAAACAAGAUGAAUUUUAACAGGGAGAAAUGUAAAGUAUUGCACUUGGGCAAAAAAAUGAGAGGCACAAAUACAAGAUGGGUGACACCUGGCUUGAGAGCAGUACAUGUGAAAAGGAUCUAGGAGUCUUGGUUGACCACAAACUUGACAUGAGCCAACAGUGUGAUCGCGGCAGCUAAAAAGCCAAUGCAAUUCUGGGCUGCAUCAAUAGGAGUAUAGCAUCUAGAUCAAGGGAAGUAAUAGUGCCACUGUAUUCUGCUCUGGUCAGACCUCACCUGGAGUACUGUGUCCAGUUCUGGGCACCACAGUUCAAGAAGGACACUGACAAACUGGAACGUGUCCAGAGGAGGGCAACCAAAAUGGUCAAAGGCCUGGAAACGAUGCCUUAUGAGGAACGGCUAAGGGAGCUGGGCAUGUUUAGCCUGGAGAAGAGGAGGUUAAGGGGUGAUAUGAUAGCCAUGUUCAAAUAUAUAAAAGGAUGUCACAUAAAGGUUGUUUUCUGCUGCUCCAGAGAAGCGGACACGGAGCAAUGGAUCCAAACUACAAGAAAGAAGAUUCCACCUAAAUAUUAGGAAGAACUUCCUGACAGUAAGAGCUGUUCGACAGUGGAAUUUGCUGCCAAGGAGUGUGGUGGAGUCUCCUUCUUUGGAGGUCUUUAAGCAGAGGCUUGACAACCAUAUGUCAGGAGGGCUCUGAUGGUGUUUCCUGCUUGGCAGGGGGUUGGACUCGAUGGCCCUUGUGGUCUCUUCCAACUCUAUGAUUCUAUGAAGCCACAGGAGGGGAGAGUGCUCUUGUAGCUCUUGAAAACCAGUGGUUUUCAAGCAAUGUGCUGUGGCAUCCUGGGGUACCUUGAAUGAUGGUCAGGGGUGUCGCAGGCAACACUGGCCUCUGUCCCUCUUCCCUUCCCUUCCCUUCCUCUUCUGAUGCCCUCUUGCGUCUCUGCCUCCCAAAGGCUUGCACAGCUAUUUAUUGCAGCAGCCCUGGCUAUAUACUCCAGAAAUAAAUGGUGCCUCUGGAAGGCACUUUUCUUUGGGAUGGGGGAGGGCAGCUCAGAGACCUGGAGCGGCAGCAGCAACAGCUGCCCAGAAGACUCCCAAGGAAAGAGGAGAGGAGGCUGAGAGAAGACUCCACAAGGGUGGGUGUUCAAAAAAGAGUGAGAGAGGCUGCCAGCUCUGCAGGCAAGGGGUAACAUAACUGGGCUCCUGAGCCCCCUAGUGGUGCCACAAAAAGAAUGUAGUUGGUUGAGGGAGCCGUGGACUCAAGAAGGUUGAAAACCUCUGCCUCAGUCAGUUGAACCUCUUAAGUACCGUAUUUUUUGCCCUAUAGGACGCACUUUUUCCCCUCCAAAAAUGAAGGGGAAAUGUGUGUGCGUCUUAUGGGGCGAAUGCAGGCUUUCGCUGAAGCCUGGAGAGCGAGAGGCAUCGGUGCGCACCGACCCCUCUCGCUCUCCAGGCUUCAGGAAGCUAUCCACAAGCCUCGUGCGCCAGCAGGAGGUCCCACCAGGCGCGCAAGGCUUGCGGGCGGCAGCUUGCAGCCCGAAGCAGGGGGUGUGCUGCGGAGCACGCCCCGUGCUUCAGGCAGAUGUCCGCAAGCCUCACGCGCCCGCCAGGAGGUCCUGCCGGGCUCCCAAGGCUUGCAGGCAGCAGCCUGUUCUGGGGGCUGGAGUCGGGGGAAGCUCGGGCUUCCCCCGUGCCAGCCCCGCGCCUGGGGGGGGGAAAUAUAUAUUUUUUCUUUAUUCCCCCCCCCCAAAAAAAUCAAGGUGCAUCCUAUGCGGCAGUGCGUCCUAUGGGGCGAAAAAUACGGUUAAUACCAUCAAACCCACAACGAGAAAAUGACCACACUGGCAGAGCCCUCACUCGAUAAAAUACUAUGUUGUUGGUGUAUUUAUUUCUUUUCAGGGAACACAUGAAUACUUUAUGGCGAUAUUAACACAUGUUCCAUAAAUUGCCUAUAGGUUCAUACAUGUCAAUAGAUUAUCUUUAGCUCUGAGAAAGCCUUGCCUGGUUGUUGAAUCAUUUUCUAACAUGCAGUCUUAGGCACCUGCAUACAUUAAAAGCUGUAUUCUUCUGUUAAGUUUGCUACCCAAAUUAUACAGUUGCAUGUUCACCUGCAAUCUGUGCCCUUGUAACUAGAAAAAAACCAUAUGUGAGCUUGUGUGCUUAUUUUCUAUAUGAAGAAGUAGCACAUUGUGGUAUUUCUCUUGCUUAGGGAAAGCAUUAUUUAACAAUGCCGUCAAUGUAGCUUGAAGCCCAGAAUGACCGUAGCCCAAGCUUUGAUCCCUCUUGCUGUAGGCACUUUAAGAUUGGAGAGUCUUGGGUAUUUCUUUCUGGGGAAGUUGGAAGGAAAAUGCCACAAUAUAUGUCUAAACCAGCUUUGUUUCCCUUAUUGCCUAUACCAAAGUGAGCAAGAGAGUUUUGUGUUUGUAUCUUGGUUAUAGUUUAUUACAACCAAGCUAGUUUAUCAUUGCUAUUCUACAUUUCUGUUUAAUAAUAAUUGAUAAUAGUAAAUCAAAGCAGCUUACACUGACAUUAAAUUUAUCAACAUAAAAACAAAUACAGUGGUACCUCGGGUUACAUACGCUUCAGGUUACAGACUCCGCUAACCCAGAAAUAGUACCUCAGGUUAAGAACUUUGCUUCAGGAUGAGAACAGAAAUCGUGCUCCGGCAGCGCGGCAGCAGCAGGAGGCCCCCAUUAGCUAAAGUGGUGCUUCAGGUUAAGAACAGUUUCAGGUUAAGAAUGGACCUCCAGAACGAAUUAAGUACUUAACCUGAGGUACCACUGUAUAAGAAGACAUGCCCAUUAAAACAGUACAGUGACAAUAAUAAAAGAUCACUUUAAAGACAUGGGGUUUGAUCCAAGCGUACCCUUUUAUUCAUGGAAUCAAGGAGGGAGUGUCAGUAACGUCAAAUUCUGUGCUGUUCUGGAGGGUCCCUCAAAUACAUUUUCAGGGGUGCACUAGGUUGAAAGUGGAAUUUGUGAAAAUUGUGCCCCCUACACUACCAUUUGUGGGUGCCAGGAGACCCUUUCCCCAAGUGGAAUUCCACUCCAACUUUAUGAAGUGAAGUUAGUUUAAAAAUAUAACCCAAAAUAGCAUGUAUGUCUCUCUGCACUUCCUUAAAAAAUGUACAUUCCUUUUUUAGUAAGUGUGAUAUCUCUUUGAUUAGGUUACUUAGGAAACCAGUUCACCUGAAGGAGAUGGGACCUCUCAUGCUGCUGUUAAUGACUUUUGGUCAUUUGCUGUGUUUUGUUUUGCUUUGAGGCAGAGUUCCAAAGAGUGUUUUGUUUGAAGUAUAAUUUCACUAUGAUUUUUGUGGAGAAUAGAAAGUAAACCAUAUUUAUUCUUUAACUGCAAGCCACGACCAUGACUUUUUCGUGUGAAUAAGAACUUGAUCGAUAUGCACUGGAAUAAGAAUAUUUCUAGUGAACUGCAUUAAAUUGAUGAACAUACCCUAUGGGGAAAUGCUUUUUUGUUUUUGUGUAAUUCCAUUACUUAAUUAUGGGAAAGCCUGCUAUGUUAAAAUUACACCGCUCAGGUUUCAUGAGAGACUGUUAACACUUGGCUACUUCCCUGCCAGCUUGCAUAAUAAUUAGCUUCACGCAGAGUAAAAUAGUGGGGCUUCAAAUGAAGUAAAUAUUGCUGGGCACGAGCAGGAUCUGAUAUCACAUUUUAUAGGGUCAGUUAGAGGAAAACAGAUUGCUAGUUCUGUCUGUUAGAAAUCACCAUGAUGAGUGCACAAAAAAUACUCUUAUUCUUUACACUGUGCUCGACUUCCCAGUAAUAAUUGACCAUCCUACAUCCACUGUUGUGCAGCAAACCGAAGCAAUGUGAUUUGUCUUGUCUUCAGUUCAGUAUGGUUUCAAAUACCAUUACUCAGGAGCCACCCCGUUCCCAAGUUUGCCUUGUGAAAAUACAUCCAAUGGGAUGGGGUGCAUACUAAAUUGAGAUGAAUGAGGCAAACUGGCAUGGACAUUUGGGUGAAAUCUUUGUCAGAGAGCGAGAUUUUUAAUUAUUUGAUGGGCAGUAUUGUUCUGUUGAACUGCUGAGUCUUCUUCAAUCUGCUGCGUCUGUUGGCUAUGUUCAGAUGACACAGUUAACUUGUUUACUGGGAUCGGAACAAGCCUUAGGCUUUGGCUCUGUGGCCUGCCAAGCCCUAAACUGCUGUUAAUCUUUACUAUGGUUUGUUGAAGUAAGCCAGCUUUAAACUAAUUAUUUCAACUUAGCUUGUUUCAUACAAACCAUAGUUAACCUUGGUUUAUUGCGUUUGGACUAAAAGGCAAGGUGAAUCAAAAGUUUACAAGUGAAAAUAACUUGGUUUUGUAAACAGCAGGACUCUGUACUCUGGUGCAGAUGUAACACUGGCUAUUACCAAACCAUGCUUUGCAUAUUGGGAGCCAGCCUUGGGUUUCCCCUUGGUUUCCUUAACCUUGGUUGACCAUUACUUCUGCACUAGUGCUAACCAGGGUUCACAUGUGAUGCUAUUCUGUACGUAAGGCAAACAGAAGAAUGGAUGGAAUACCUAAAUGCAGUGCUUUUUUUUUUUCUAAAAAAAAAAUUAAGGGAAAACUCCCAUAUUGAAACUCUCAUUUUCCUACUCAUAUUAAAAUACUGCUCCUCAAUGAGGCCAAACUUAGAUUCACAAAAUGUUAUGGGGCAUGCGUACCCCUGCAUACCCCCAGAAAAAGCACUGCCUAAAUUGUUUUCUUAGAAAACCCUCCCUCCCUUCCCAUUUGUGUUUUUAAAUGUAAUUCUACAUAUUCUGACGCAAAUAAAGGUGUCCCUCCACCCAUCCACACACUUUCCCUUUGCUUCUGGCUCUGAAAUCCUAUCAGAUGCCAGACUACAAAAUAAAAAAUCUAAACCAUGAUUACUUUUUAUUUAAGAGGGAUUAGAGGACACUUGCAUUGCAAAACUGUGUUGCUGGCACCAAUACGAAACAAAACACAACAACCUAGCUUGUGCAACAGAUUUACUAAGUUACAAGUCUCAGUGAAGACUUUUUGUUAAAUCUUUGGGAGUUGUGGCAAGGGAUUGGCUCAUUCUGCUUCAGCAAGAAGAGCUCAUUGGCUUCAUGACAUUACAUUUCGUUUCAACUCUCCCUGAACCGUGUUGAACUUCACUUGGAACGUUCCUCUGCUUUUUUUUUUAUCCUGAAUCUGUAAUCAAAGAACAUACAAGGAAUGAAAAAAGCUUACAAGUGCCUUAAUUCAACAACCUAGGCAUGUUACAAAAAGAAACAACCCACAAAGCCACAAUCCUCUGUAAAGGCUAACCUAAUCAGUCCUAUUCCAAAUCUAUGCCAUUUAUCUCUAGCAGCCCCCCCCCCCGGGUUUGUCUCUAGGCAUACCCUCUUCUAUGAUGAAAUAUGCACCUCUGCCCUGGGAAAGAAUCGUAUCACACAGAUGAUCUGAUGAAUAGCUAUUUGUGCCUUAUAUUUAAGCCCUUGCUAUCCCUUCUUCAUGACUCUUCAUAUAUUAACAAGUGGGCAUCUUUUUCACCACUUCCAGAAAAGAGAUACAGAAGAUAAUAUUUUCUAGCAAGAGGGAAUGAUUUAAAUCAAGAUGGUUUAAAAUCAAUGAUUUGAAUGAGCAAGAAAAAGGAGGUUGAUUUAAGUCAAGUUUUCUUUUGAUACUACUUCACGUAUUUUCUAAAAGAUGGUGCAAACUACUAAACUCUGUUAAUUUACAGAAUAUUGCUUACCCUGUUCCAUAUGUACAACCAAGCCUUGCAUCUCUUAGUCUCAGUAUACAUUUUACAUACUUCCUUCUUUUUCCCUGUAGAGGGAAUGUCUCUAAAAUGUUCUCAUAUAGGAUCUUUCUUAUGACAAACACCCAUGACAAUUUGCAAAGUUAGCAGCAGAAUCCUAUUUACCCAGGAGUAAAUCCUCUUGAGUUCAGUAGGGCUUUAACUAUAAGUGAAUAUAGGACUGCAGCACAAGUAUGGAGAAUAAUAGAGACCUGAGCCCUGCAUACGUUUGUCUUCCAGUCUUCUUUCCGGUUGCUCCUUUCUGCAUCUCUUGGUCCACAUUUAACAAAAAUGAGGUAUCCAUGACUGAUAGGUCAAAGCAGGGGUGAUUAUUACUAGGCAGACUACAGCUGUUGAUUUUCAUCAGAUGAAAUGCCUAUAUCUGAAUAAUGAUAAGAUACAGUAGGUUCUUCAUUGAGACAGAAAAAUCUAUCUGGAUAUAUCUGAUAGAAGGGGUUGAUUCAGUGCAUAUAAAUGAACUGUAGGUCUAACACAGCCUUGUGACUAUACCCCACCCCCAAGUUACUACUAGCCUGUUAAAAGAAAAAGCACCAACCUGCUAGGUGCUGACCAAAGAGGGAUGGAGAGUGGCCUUUCUGCGCUGGGUGCAGAGGAGAGACAAGGUGUUCCAUCCUUCCUCCAACAGCCCACUCCUUUCUGUGCAUGGAGUCCUGGUUGUCAGCGACUACAAAGCUACUACCAAGGUUGGCUAAUGUGCUUCUGUUCAAAUUAAUUUACAUUUGAUCUCUUUAUUAUAUAAGAGAAACUUAGCAAACCUUGUCAGAAGAAUCCCUGUGUAAGAGUUUCCACUUGUGCAGUGGGGCUUCCCCCCCCCUCCUCCCACAGUGCCCCUGAAAUUAGCUGGUGGUGGGGAGUUGGGAGGAUCCCCAGAAUAGGGUGGGUGGGUGUGGUUUCUUCUGCUUGUACAGAGAGAAUGUGCAUCAUAGCGCAAAAUUGAAUUCCACCCUCAGUAUUGACAAUUCUUAAAAACAUCAAAAUCCAAUUAAUUUUCUUUUGAAAAUCUUAAAUCUGAUUUUUAGUCCACCUAACAUGCUUAUAUUUGAGAGGAAGCCAAUAGAGACAUCAAAGGUGGUGAAUAUGGGAUUAAUCUCAGUACUAGGUCAUAUGUCUAUUCCCAAGAUAGUAAAGUCAGCAUGUGGGCCUGUGCAGCUGUAGCAUUUCUCCCUGAAAUGUGGUUAAAGGAACUGAACUGGGCUGCAGUGUUGCGCUCCUCUCCCUUAGGAAGUCAGGUGGCCCUCUGCCUUCACCCUGAGAGGAGUAGAACUAUUACAUUUGAACUGCCCAGUGGUGCCUUGGCUGCUUCAUUUCUUUAUGUCAAGGGACUUUGUCUGAAUUUGCCAUAGUGUGAAAAUCUCCAAAGUUGCCAUAUCAGAGAGAAAUUAUUUCUGAAGUGUUGUUGUUUUUUCCUGUCACUUGAGAGCAGUUUCAGAUAAAAGGUUUUAGAACAAGGAGGUCAAGUGUGUGACAGCCUGUUUCCUCUGCCCUAGAAAUAUAUUUAUGAACUAGCACUCAAGUCCCCCCCACUCCGCGAAACCCAUUUUUGGUUUUAUUUUAGCUGAAAGAACUUCCUCAUCCUCCGGUGCCCUUGAGAGCACAUUGAGAUAGGCGUGCAGUAUUUGUUUGUUUCUGAGAGCAGAACAUUCAUUAGAAGCCGGAGGAGCUUGCUUCCCAUUCCCCUCUCUCACUGCAACAGACAUCCAAAUGCCAGGGACACAAGAAGGUUUUGUUCUAACCCAGAGUGUGAACUUGCACCAUGAAGAAAGUGGCUGGGGAUUCUUUCUAGCUUUCAAGUGCCGUGAGUUGAGGUGAUCUUCAGCACAGUGCAUUUACCUGCUUACCUCAUAAGCUAGAUGCUCUUCUCUACUUAAUACCACAACCCACUACAUAGUGAAGCUUGCUUAAUUCCUUUGAUCCAUGAGGGUGUUCAGUUCUGUCCUGGAUUGUGCCUCUUCUGAUUCCUCUUCCACUGAACUCCAUGCUAGACCAGCAGUCACUUUCCAGAUGCAAGCAAUUGCGAAAAGUUAGCUUCCUAAAUAGUAUUUUCUGCAGCCACAAAUUCCCCUUUUGGUUCAUUUGGGAUUGUGCUUUAAAAGAUCUGGACUGCUCUUCUAUUUAAGUCAAGCCAGAGGGAAUGUAGCAUUCUAUAGCAUUGGCUGUACUGGAUACAAAGACCUGUGAACGUGGUAAAUCCUUAGAGUUUGGUUUUCCUGUAAUGUGGAAGCCUGAAUUAAUUCUGGCCUUCAUAGUUAACAACAAGAGAGGUUAAUUCACAGUUCAUUCCCAAUUUAGCACAGUAAUUAGCUGUUUGUAGAACACUAUUUGUGUUUGUUUUGGAGUUAAAUACACAUAGAUGUAAGCCACACUUUAAAAAAUCUGCUGCACCUUUAUAGAGUGAAAUUUAAACUUCCUGACUUAAUUCACUAAAACAUAAUGCAAACAUUUGUUUUUUAAUUGGUCAAUUUUAAAGCAGACAGAUGCUUCGAAAGGAACAAUGUAAUGAAAUUAUAUCCAUUUAACAAAAUCUACUGCUUAUUACUUGUUUUCCAAUUAAGUGUCAGUUAAGAAUCAAUUUCUGUAGGUGGGAAGAAGAGGUAUAGGCAUUGUUUCUAACAUUAUAUAAAGCCCAGAGCUGUAGCUGAAAAAAUUGGUCCAGGAUCCAGUGGGGCAUUUAAUCACAGCCCCAUCUGCAACCAAGCGCUUUGAAUGGAUACUAGCUUUUUGUUAAAUGUUAACCCUCUUUAAUGUUCUUCUUUAACCAGGGCUUUGGCUGAUUGACAUCCAGUGCCCUUUUAAAAUAUGAUGGGGGUGUUAUUGGGUUGUUCUUGUUUUUGUUUUUAUUAUGUAUGUGAUUUUAUGUUGUGAUUUUAUCUUGUGAACCGCCCUGAGACCUAUGGAUAUAGGGCAGUAUACAAAUAUAAUAAUAAUAAUAAUAAUAUAAUAUAAAAUAUAUAUCUUCACCAAUAUGAUGCACUUUCUCAGUUAAAAUUAUGAGUACUUCACUCUUGCAAGUAAGCAUAUGAUGGCAGACAAUUUACGAUAAAAAGAGGGGGGAAAUUAAAGCAAGCUUUUGAUCAGGUACUAAAGUCCAGUUCAGACAUUCUCAGCCUGCAUGCAAUUGAAGCCACCUCUGUGGACACGUUCCUGUGAACAAUGUAAUAUGUGACCUGGGCCAUUAUCAGAUACACCUGUAAUCUCCUGAUGGAGAUUGCCAGUAGCGACACAUUUCUUUUGGCUGCCAUAGUCACAAGAAUUGCCUUUGGUAGCUGUGCAUGAGAGCACAAAGUGGACCUCUGGUGGCAUAAUACAUUUUAAAAUAAUUUAAUAUUGAGAUGACCUAAAUAAGAAUUCUCAUUAACACAUCCCUAGAAACAGACUGGAUACAUUGCAUAAUUAAGGUGCUGAACUGGUGGAAAUACACUCAUAGUUCUAGUAUUUAAGUGCACUAAUAGUGUUGUGGUAUAAAAUGUCUUCAAAAUAGUUUGUACUUUUAAAAAAAAAUUGCACUAUUGUUAUUUUCUGCCACUGGGUUUCCUUUUAUUAAUGCCAUUUUUAUACUGUUUUAAAUGCCAUGUUGGGUUGUUGUUGUUGUUUUGUAUAUAUUAUGGUGUUAAUUUUUAUGGGAAGCACCUGAGAGAACUUUUUGUAUAAAUAAGUGUAUAAAUAAAAUAGGUAAAUAAUCAAAUGUGCUUUUAAAAAUCUCUUGCAGCCACCUUGUAUACUUCUGGAAUCUUAUUUGGCGUCUUCUUGAACAGCAGCGUACCUAUUUUCUUUGAACUUUUUGUGGAAACUGUCUACCCUGUUCCAGAAGGGAUUACUUGCGGCGUGACCACUUUCCUAAGCAACAUGUUCAUGGGAGUUCUUUUAUUUUUUCUUACUUUCUACAAUAAAGGUAAGGAGUAUUUAGAUGCUUGUGGAGUAUCAAUUUGUUAGCGCAACGUAUUUCAGCUGGGAGUUUUCUUUUUGGCUUCACCAGGAAGAGGAGCUUCAUGGAGAUUCUUCUGUUAACACUAAUGAUGUGUAUAAAUCCCUUAGCAUUUGUAGAAGAAUAGGCCUCCCUAUGUGUUCGUCUUUAUAAGUCUGCCAGUCAAAGAUUGAAAUCUUCACAUAGAAUUGUUCCUUUGAAGGCAGGGCAGUUGGAUGCCUUUGAGAUAAAUACUGUGGUGGCUUUAAAAAAAAAAAAAGGACGACAAAGAACCACGUAAUGUUAUGACCAUUAAUAACAUGCGUAGCUAGGCAAGCUAAAACAGCGAUAAAACUAAUCCAAUCUCAUGCUUCAGGGUCUAAUCUGGUUGUUUCGGGGGGUAAGAAGAAGCAUGUGGUUUCUUUUUCGUCUUCCAGACCUGGUCUUUUGACCACACUCACAAUUUACAGAUUGGCAAAAGGGGGGGUAUCUCCCCACUGUCCUGUUUUCAGACAAGUUUUGGAAGAUUGUAAACUGAGGAGGGGAGAGUUGUGGGUUAUGUGUUGCUAUAGUGCAGGUGAGGGGAAACUUCUUGAGUUCAAGGUCCCUCCAUUUUUGACAGUUGGACAGGGCCACCCACAUUUUGAUCACCAGGCAUCAUACACCAUAAUUCUGGUUUCAAGCCAGCGGCAAGCACAAUCUAGUCCCGCAACACUAAAAACAGUUGAUGGUCACGUGGGCCUGGUUUGUUCAAAAUGGCCUGACGGAUACCUUCCCAGUGCAAUGCUAUAGAGAUAAAGGGUUGGCUCAACCUGAAGCCUCUGAGCUUUGCUCCUGUAGAGCACAAAGGGUGUGGAACCAUCCGAAGAAUGGAGACAGGGUUUCUUCUCCCCACCCCCCUUCUGAAACGUACCCUCUCAUACAACAGAGAAAAGGUCUUUAGCCUAACGUACAUCUUCUUGUACAUCUCCCAUACUUAGAGUGUAUGUGUUUGCAGAUCUAUUUGUUGUAUGCAUGCACUACAUGCUGUUGUUUACAUGUUCAUGUAAAAUGCCCUGUGUUCACAUGUAAAUAAUGAAAGGAUGAAUAUUGCUGCAACCUCACAUAUAUCAGUCCUUUCCAUAUUUGAUUUUUCUUCAGCUCUUGCUGUUCGUUCACAAGAACUGCCAUAGAAUCAUCCUCACCUACGAUGCCAUGAUUCCUUGGAGGGAGAAUAGAAUACACAUAGAUUUUGCUGUUAGUGCCUCCCAGUAUACACUUCUGCUGGAUAUGCCAGCAGAGCUGACUUACAACACACAUGAUGACUGCUACUGGUGCAUUGUAAUGCCAUAAGUUUAGUUUCUUGCUUUGAAUUAUUAUUUUUUAAGCGCAUUCUUGUUAGUUGACAUCAUUUUGGCCAGAAAAAAUAGCUUUGACAUUUGAAAGCCCCAUAAAGACGGUUGCCGUCUUUUAAACAAAUAUAUAGACCACUUACGGUUGGAUGGUUUCCAUGUAUUAAUUUGGCAGUUUGAGGGAGAGGAGCAUAAGGGAAUGUGAGGAUACUGGAAACUUUAGUGAUUUUACUUAGUUGGUGUACAUUCUAUUCAAUGUGGUAAAAGGUAAAGCUUUUGAUGGAAUUGAUAGCAAAAAUAUUAGUAGUGGGUGAUGCCUAAUAGAACAUAAAGAGAUAUUUCUGAAGAAGCAGUGCUGUCUAUAAUAUUGAGAGUUUUGCACCUUUAGCCCUGUGAGUUACUGGGAUUAAACCAGACCAGUGUUGUUAGGUGGUUUUAGACCUGAGGGUACAUUUAGAGUUCUGUAAAAACAGUGAACAAAGUAGGCAUUUCUUCAGAAAUACACAUAGUAUUGAUAGGGAGGUGGCAUUUGCAUUGUCCUUGCUUACUGAUUAACUUUAAUAAUUAACCAUUGGACAGCAUUGGUUUGGACUGCAUCUUUUGCUGGAGAAAUUACAUUUGCUUGUCCUGACAAGCCAAAUUAGACUGCUGUUGUUGAAUAAAAUGAUAUUUUCUCAAUACAAGACUAGGAAGGCAAAAGAAUAGCUGAUGGGAGUCAAAAGAAUUGACUAAAUGAACACACCCUGUAGAUCUUUAAAAAGCACUCACAGCUCAUUCUGGAAUGAUUUACAGACUCUGGAUUUGAAAUCCAAUUUAUAAAUAUGGUGUCACUGUGCCCAGCUUUCCUGACACAUAGCUGUAUAAGCCUAAUUUUCUUGUGAGCAUUUGUAAUUGUGGUAGGAUGCAGAGAUGCUCUUAAUCUUUCUCCACCACAAUGUCUGCACAGCAAAGGAGUUGUGAAGACCUCAUCCCAUCAUUGUGACUUACUUACCAAGCAAAUUAAGAUGGCUAAAAUUUAAUUAAUUUUGUUUUUAAAAUGUUCCACGACAAGGGUUAUAAUCAAAUCAUAAAUUUUGUCUCAAUGUGUUUAUUUUCACUGCAUCUUCUUAAAUCAAAAUCUUUGGUGCUUUAUAAUGCUUUUCAUUUAUGUGUAAAUAGUUUUGUUUCUGUUAGUUCUCAAGCAUAACAACUAAAGACACAGAAUAGGCAAGGCUGUCCUGUGUGCCCCAGUUUAGCUGGAAGAAGAGUUUUAAUAGGCCAGCACCCCAGCUCGAUUUCUUACAGUACCCCUAUUUUCAAUGAGGACAACUUCUUUCUAACAAAGAUUGCACUUUCUCCGAAGUGUUUGCUUAAACCUAAAUUACGAUGCUUUUAAAGAACUGGCCGUUUUUUAUGAUGAAGUAGGACAUGCAUAUUCAAGACUAAUCUUUCUUCUUUUUCCCCCACCCACCCAGAGUUCUCUUGGUUUAAUUGGUGCCUCCCAGGCUCCUGUCUGCUAAGUCUUCUGCUCAUCCUGUGCUUCAGGGAAUCCUACGAUAGACUUUAUCUCGACGUCAUUGUCUCCGUUUGA